Molecule: messenger RNA, 62172 nt
Organism: Toxorhynchites rutilus septentrionalis
Lineage: Eukaryota; Metazoa; Arthropoda; Insecta; Diptera; Culicidae
Gene: dpy
Exons: 87
Coding region: 682-60429 (19915 amino acids)
Molecular function (GO): calcium ion binding
Source: RefSeq, a predicted model, not a curated record
GUUCCCUUCGCCAAAUGCAACGGAUCCGGUAGAUCUUGCAGAUUUUUGCAGUAUAUCGUGAGCACGAGAAAUACCUUCCAAUUCAGUCUUUCUCGAGACUUGGAGUCGUGCACAAGUGCUUUCCUUUUAGGUAGUAGAUAUUUGUGUUUGUGUGUAUUGACGCAGAACGGGGAAAACCACAACGAAGACGAAGAAGAAGAACAGGAGAAGGUGUUUUAUGAGGAAAAUAAAGCUUUAUAGCUGCAACAUUCGAGCUUAUAGAUAUUGGAGAAAAUUCGUCUAAAAAUUGGGUGAAUGCAAAGAAGGAAAGUCUUUCACCUUGGCGCGUAAACGGAUCAAUAGGAGUAUUGUUUCUCAGUGUGAAAUUCAACUGUUCUCAAAGUGCAUUUUAUCGUGAAUUAAAAUAUUCUGAAAACAAGUGAUCCCAUUCCAAUAUUUUCAAUGCAAUAAUCCUACAUUGCAAGUGCAAGUGGUGAAAUACAGUGCAAGAUCUGAAAGAUUCGGGCAAAGAGUUACUUAAUUUCGCGAAGGUGUGAACGCGAGGCAGAUUCUAGCAAACCAACCAUCGUUGAACAGGGCUUUGUUGGCUGCAGCUGUUUUGUGGAUUUAGCUGAUUGAGAGACUUCCGCGAAUAUUUUUUUUCGCUGCUCGGAUUGUGGCGAACAGCAGCCAUGGUGAUGAAUGAUGUACACGUUUAAUAUCAGUCGUAGGAAAAAUUCAUCAAUAUUGGCAAAAAUGAAAUUAUUUUUGCCAUUAGUGGUGUGGAUAGUGCUGCUAUUACGGACGGCGAGUUCUCAGUACUCAGCGUCCCGGAAAAACGUUGGAAUUUUCGGGUUAAAACACGAAGUGUUUUUUCUAAAUUUAGAAGAUGGCUACUUCGGCUGUCAAGUCAACGAAUCCACAGAUUAUCUGCAGCUGUACGAGCUAUCCAAGCUGUGUGAUGGCACAUCGGACUGCUACAUGGGCUCCGAUGAGCUUAGAAAUAAGUUAAAGUGUACAAACGAUUGUGAUAAAGACGGUAAAGCCUGUUCGAACGGAGUGUGCCUUGAAGGCCUAUGCCAUUGUAACGAUGGCUUCGGUGGUUGCAACUGCCAAGAUGCAGACGAAAACGAAUGUAAAUAUCGACCCUGUGACGUUUUCGCGCACUGUACAAAUACGUUAGGUAGCUUUACUUGCACUUGUUUUCCUGGUUAUCAGGGCGACGGCUUCCAUUGUGAGGAUAUUGACGAAUGCCAAGAUCCCUCGAUCGCCGCUCGAUGUGUCGAGAACGCAGAAUGCUGCAAUUUACCAGCACAUUUUGUGUGUAAAUGUAGACCAGGUUUCGAAGGAGAUGGAGAAGAACGAUGUACAGACGUCAACGAAUGCCUCGACCCGCAGGCUUGUGGUGUGAACGCGGAGUGCGUGAACUAUCCCGGAAACUAUACGUGCCUCUGCCGGGAUGGUUUCGCAGGCGAUCCAUACAACGGCUGCGGAGAUAUCGACGAGUGUGCUCGACCGGGAGUCUGCGGACCAGGUGCCAUAUGUACGAACCUUGAGGGCGGUUAUCGCUGCGACUGCCCCGCUGGGUUCAAUGGUGACGCACGCUCUGCUCAGGGAUGCGCCGAUUACGACGAAUGCACACGCUCGCCAUGCGGAAGGAAUGCACUGUGCCGAAACGACAUCGGGAGUUUUCGAUGCGAAUGUCCGGAAGGUUUUCACGGGGAUGCGAUGACGGACUGCCAAGAUAUAAACGAAUGCCUAGAUAAUCCGUGCGGGGAAAAUGCGGUUUGUACGGAUACGGUCGGUAGCUUUGUUUGCUCAUGUAAGCCAGAAUACACGGGAGAUCCGUUUCGGGGAUGUGUUGAUAUCGACGAGUGUACGGCGUUCGAUAAACCCUGUGGAAAUCAUGCGAUCUGUGAGAACGCCAACCCAGGUUACAAUUGCCUCUGCCCUCAGGGAUAUGUUGGCAAGCCGGACGCUAAAAUUGCUUGCGAACAGGCAGACGUUAAUGUGCUUUGCAAAAGUAACUUUGACUGUACCAACAACGCAGAAUGUAUCGAAGGACAGUGUUUCUGUCAGGAUGGCUUCGAGCCGCAAGUCUCGAGCUGCGUGGAUAUCGACGAGUGUCGAAUGGACGCUCACAUCUGUGGACCAUCCGCAGUUUGCAUCAACACACCGGGAUCAUUUCGAUGCGAAUGUGAGGCUGGAUUUAUUGGAACACCACCGCGGAUUCAGUGUAAAACUCCGUGCGCCGAUGUCAACUGUGGCAGUAAGGCAUACUGUCGAGCAGAAGGACAGGAAGCUUUCUGUGUGUGCGAUGAAGGAUGGACCUUCAACCCGGCCGAUAUCUCUGCCGGUUGUAUUGAUAUCAACGAAUGUGAUCCGUCGCAAGGUCCGAAUGGAAGAUGUGGUGUCAAUGCGAGGUGUACCAAUAACCCGGGAGGCUUUAGCUGCGAGUGUCCAGCGGGUUUCACUGGGGAUGCAAAUCGGCAGUGUUAUGACAUUGAUGAGUGUAGCAAACCAAAUGCUUGUGGCGAAGGUGCCAUAUGCAAAAAUGUAGAAGGUUCUCACCAAUGUUCCUGUCCGAAGGGUUCCAUUGCUGAUCCUGAUCCUACUGUAAGGUGUAUAGCCGUUGUAACGUGUACCAAAGAUCAAGACUGUCCGGGUAAUGCAAUUUGUGAUGAACACAAACGAUGUCUUUGUCCGGAACCUAACGUUGGAAAUGAGUGCCGGCAUCCAUGUGAGAACAUUGCUUGUGGUCCCAACUCCCACUGCAUGUUGGUUAAUAGUGAAGCGCAAUGUUUGUGCAGUGAGGGAUUCACCGGUCAUCAAGGUCAAUGCGUCGACAUAAAUGAGUGUGCGGGUAAUCCCUGUCCGAACGGAGCUAUUUGUACCAACGUCCCGGGUGGUUUCACUUGUCAAUGUCCGGGAGGAAGUUCGGGUGAUGCGUACUCCGGUGGCUGCUCAAAAUCUGCCCUACACACCUGUAGUGAACAGAACCCUUGUCCCUCGGGAGAAAAAUGCAUUCAGGACGCGUACAGUGGAAACAGUGUAUGUAUUUGUGGUCAGGGAUACAAGCGGAAUGCAAAGGGUAUUUGCAAGGACAUCAACGAAUGCAAAGAUCCCAAUAAACCAGCCUGUGGUGUCAACGCCAUAUGCAAAAAUCUCCCCGGGAGCUACGAGUGCCAGUGCCCUCCCGGAUUCAACGGAAACCCGUUUUUGUCUUGUGAGGAAUGUACCAGCCUCGAGUGCAAGUGUUCAGCACCUUACAAAUUUGUCGACGGAAAUUGUAUUCUAGAUAAUUGUUCGCCCGAGGGCAAGUGUCCGGGUGGUGCAGAAUGUAUUGCGAUCACGGGCGGAGUUAGCUACUGUGCGUGCCCUAAAGGUUUCCGAACGAAGACCGACGGUAGAUGCGAAGACAUCGAUGAGUGUUCGGAGGGGCGGCAAGUCUGUGGAUACGACGCUAUUUGUAUGAACACCAUCGGGGGUUAUGAAUGCAAGUGUCCGCUGGGAUAUUCAGGCAACCCGUACAGUGGAUUGUGUGCUCUUGCCCAGAAACGAUGCUCGGCUGACCGCGAAUGUGGGUCUAACGAGAAGUGCGUCCAACCCGGUGAGUGUAUAUGUCCACCUCCAUUCUAUAUGGACGCAUACGACGGCAAUAAGUGUAAGAGUCCCUGUGAGCGAUUCCCUUGCGGAAUAAAUGCACGCUGUACGCCAACUGAUCCACCCCAGUGUAUGUGUGAAGUGGGUUACAAGGGUGACCCACUGACAGGAUGUGUGGACGAGGACGAAUGUGCCCAUUCGCCUUGUGCAUAUGGUGCACAAUGUGUCAACCAGAAAGGUGGCUACAAAUGCAUCUGUCCUAAGGGCAUGGUGGGAGAUGCCUACAAGGGAGGAUGCAUAUUAGAGGAAGGAUCCGUCCGAAGUCAGUGCCAAAAGAACGAAGACUGUGCUGAUACUCUGGCUUGCGAGCGAGGGACGUGUGUUAGCCCGUGCAGUAGUUUGCUGUGUGGCUCCAACGCGUACUGUGAACCGGAUAAACACGCCGCCUGGUGUCGCUGUCGGGUCGGUUUCGUGGAAGGUCCCAAUGGAGAUUGUGUUUCACAAUGCAACGGUUAUAUGUGUGGUCAGGGCGCCAUAUGUAUUGUGACGAAUAGUGGGCCAACUUGUAAGUGUCCUCCGGGAGAAUUGGGCAACCCCUUCCCUGGUGGAUCUUGCGUCACAGAUCAAUGCUCUGCUGGUCGACCUUGCGCUGAACCCCAAGUUUGUAUCAACGGACGCUGUAAGCAUAAAUGUGAUGGAGUCGUCUGUGGAAUUGGUGCCACUUGUGAUGGUGCGACUGGAAAGUGCAUCUGCGAACCGUUCUUCGUUGGUAAUCCAGAUAUGUUGUGUAUGCCACCCGUUACAACACCAACUUGCGACCCAGAGUGCGGUAAAAAUGCUCACUGUGAGUAUGGUAUCGUACAGAACUCAUGUGUUUGCAAUCCGGAAACCAGCGGUAAUCCUUACGACGGCUGCGAAGCCCACCAGAGGAUAAGCUGCAGUCGAACCACUUGCGGGCAAAAUGCCCAAUGUCGCGAAACGUUGAACUCUGUCGAGUGUGUCUGCCCGAAUGGUUUCAUUGGCAACCCUUACGUGCAUUGCAACGACGUUGAUGAAUGCUCCACGGGGAAUGUUUGCGGGGAGAACGCUAUAUGUAUCAAUACGGCUGGGAGCUUUGACUGCCGCUGCAAACCCGGGUAUGGUGGCAAUCCAUUCACAAUUUGCUCGCCAGUGCAGAAGGAUGUCUGCGACAAUCCGAGACGUUGUCAGUGCGGUAAAAACAUGCAAUGUCCCCCGGGAUAUACGUGCGAGCGGGGCAUUUGUAGGGAUCUCUGUGCGAAAACAAGUUGUGGACCACGAGCUGCGUGCGAUUCUGGGAAAUGUAUCUGUCCACCUGGCUACACGGGCAACCCGAAAGAUCUCCAAACUGGUUGCAUCCAAGAAGGUCAAUGUAAUAACGAUGCCAACUGCAAAAACAACGAGAUAUGCUUCCAGCUUGGUAAAGGACUACGAAAAUGUGUUGACGCUUGUAGUAAAAUACAGUGCGGCCCUAACGCAUUGUGCGUAUCGAAUACCCAUCGAUCAACGUGCAUUUGUGUCAACGGAUAUGUCGGCAGCCCGGUAGAUCUGACGCUUGGCUGCCAGAAGGAAGCCAAAAUUGUUGAGGGUUGCAAGGAUGACACUGAAUGUUUCGGUGGCAAAAUAUGCGCCCUUACCGAAAAUGGACUGCGUUCCUGUGUGAACCCCUGUAGCGUUGUCGAGUGUGGAAUAAAUGAAGUCUGUAAACCAGACGAGCACAACAACCCCAUAUGUCACUGCCAGGAAGGAUUCCUCUGGAAUCCAGCGAAAUCUACAUGCGAGAAACCCUCAAUACCGGAUUGUGUCGUGGACGAUGAUUGUCACCAGGUGGCAGCCUGCCGACAGGAUGUCUUGGGUAUUCUGAAAUGUACACCGGUAUGUGCCGAGUUUACUUGUCCAGCCAAUUCGGUUUGUGUUUCCUCGAAUCACCGGGGUAGUUGUCAGUGUCUUCCAGGAUAUACAGGAAAUCCCAACGAUAGGAACGGGUGUCGUCCAGAGUUGCAGAAUAAGUGUCUCACGAGUGCGGAAUGUCCGGAGUCGGACUCCUGCGUAACGUACAAGGGAGCUCUGAUGUGCAGACCGGCCUGUGAGAGCAUGCAAUGCGGACCUCAUGCAAUUUGUGUCAGUAAUAAUCAUAAUGCUCAAUGCCAAUGUCCACCAGGAUCGUUUACUGGCGAUCCGUAUAACUUGGACCAAGGUUGCCAAUCUGUACCCUGCGUAUACAACAACGACUGUCCACCAACCCAACUGUGCAAUCGAAUGACCCAUACAUGUUAUGAUGUUUGUCAGGAAGAUACAUGUGGUGAGAACGCAGUGUGUAUAGCUGAGAAUCACCGUUCCAUCUGUCAGUGUCCACCAGGGUACAAACCCAAUCCAAUCGCCGAUGUAGAAUGCGCCGUGCUAAAGUCAUGUGAACCCAACCCUUGUCAUCCUUCUGCCAUUUGUGAAGCAGGCCCAGACGGUCACAUUUGCAAAUGUCCGGUAGGACAAGUAGGAGACCCUCUGACUGGCUGCCGACCUGAAGGAGAUUGCCCGAAUGGAGACAUUCAAUGCCCUGCGAACGCUGCAUGUGUCAACGGAAAAUGUGUCGAUCCUUGCAUCAAUGCAUGUGGCAUCAACUCGAGAUGUUCGAUUGUGAACCGAAGUCCAGUGUGUGAGUGCAAAACAAAAUACGUUCCCAGAAUCACGGGAUCAGCGAAGGAUGGCUGCAGCCGAGUGAUUAGUCAAUGUUUGAGCGAACUGGAUUGUGGUGGAGAUGUUUGCCAGAAUGGUCAAUGUAUGGUAGCUUGUCGUAAUUCGAAGGAUUGCUCGGAAGGAGAGCGAUGUGUCAACAGUGUUUGCACCCAGCCGUGUUCGGAUCAUAGCCACUGCGGUGAACGACAAGCUUGUAUUGGGGGCAGCUGUCUGAUUGGCUGUAGAAGCAACAAGGACUGUGGAAGUUCUCUGGCAUGUAUCAACAACAGAUGUAGUGAUCCUUGCGAAGCCGAAGGCACUUGUGGGCCAAACUCCCUCUGUUCGUCCGUUAACCAUGUGGCAAGCUGUAAGUGUCCACCAGGGUUCGAAGGAAAUCCAGCUCCAGAACAAGGUUGCGUUAGGAUACCUAGUUCAUGUAUCACUACGGCAGAAUGUGCACCGGGACACAUGUGCAUAGCACAUCAAUGUAGUUUACCAUGUUCGGAGGGAUCGAGCUGUGCGGUUGGGGAAAGAUGUCACAACAAUGUGUGCGCUAAGGUUUGUUAUACCAACAACAAUUGUCUGCCGGGAGAAGUUUGCAAUGAGGCCGGAACAUGUCAGCCGGGCUGUAGCACCGAUGCGGACUGCCCCUCCCAGAAGAUUUGCUUAGCUAGUAGAUGCAAGUGUAUGAAAGGUUUCAUCGGUACUCCAUUUGGAUGUGCCGAUAUCGAUGAGUGUACUGACAGUCCUUGUCAUCCAUCGGCAAUCUGCGAGAAUGUUCCCGGAUCAUACCGAUGUGCUUGCCCCGAAGAAAUGGUUGGAGAUGCUUACACGAGUCCGGGUUGUCGACUGACGAAUCAAUGCUAUAAAAACAACGACUGUGGGGAGAACUUGGCUUGUGUAGAGGGAAAAUGUAAAGAUCCUUGUCAGAGUGCAAAGUGUGGAACAAACGCUGAGUGUGUCAUCAUCGAUCGAACAGCAGAGUGUCAAUGUCCAGCGGGACACCUGGGAGAUGCCCGUGACACUACCGUUGGUUGCUUCCGUGUGGAAUGUCUAGCUAACGAAGACUGCGCCCAGGAUCGACAGUGUCAUACAGAAACAAACAAAUGCAACAAUCCAUGUGAAUCUGCCAACUGCGGUAAGGGUACCUGUCAGACUAUGAAUCAUCAGGCAAUUUGCAGCUGUUUCCAGGGCUAUCAGGCUGUUGGAGGACGCUGUGAAGAUGUUGACGAGUGUCUCACCGAUCCUUGCCACGCCAGCGCCAACUGUCAAAACACUGCCGGAAGUUACGUGUGCUCGUGUCCGGAAGGUUUGGUGGGAGAUCCGAUAAAUGCUGGAUGUAGAAAUCCAGAUGAAUGCAUCACCGACUCUGACUGUCCCUCAGCAGCAAUCUGCGAAGCGGCACGUUGUAUGAACCCUUGCGGCAAAGAGAACGCCUGUGGCAAAAAUGCCAUUUGUACCGCAACGAAUCACAAAGCUGUCUGCGAAUGUGCGCCGAAUGCUCGUGGAGACCCGAGAAUUGGUUGUACGAAGGUUGAAUGCACGGAAAGUAACGAUUGUGGACCGAGUCGGACAUGUAUCAACUACAAAUGCGUCGACCCAUGUCUACUGAAGAACGCUUGUGGACAAAAUGCGAACUGUGUGUCAGAUAAUCAUCUUGCGAUUUGCUCAUGUCAGCCAGGAACAACAGGAAAUCCCUUACUUGGCUGUGUCCCGAUACAGUACUGUAGUAGCGAUCAGCAGUGCCCCGCAGGUACCAAGUGUAACGCCGGAGUUUGUUGCACACUGUGCUCUAGCAAUCGGGACUGUAUUACCGACCAGCUCUGCAUCCAAGGCGUCUGUCAACCAACUUGUAGAACCAAUUCAAGCUGUCCUGAUUUCCAGUUUUGUCAAAAUAAUAUCUGUACCCAGGAAUUUAAGUGCCGAUCGAAUGAAGAUUGUGACAUUGAUGAGACCUGUGUCCAGGAUUCCACUGGCCGUUCGGAGUGCAUCAAUGCCUGCUCUGGGCGAGUACUCUGCGGACGUAAUGCAGAGUGUUCCGCAAGAGAUCAUUCAGCGGUUUGCGACUGCAAGCCAGGAUACUAUCAGGAAAAGGCGGGAAGCUGUCAUAAAGUUGAAUGCGAAUCCGAUAGUGAUUGUUCGGAUGAUAAGGCCUGUGAAAACCAUACAUGUAAAAUCGUUUGCCUGAUGGGAGAACCCUGUGGAAGUAACGCACUUUGUUCCGCCGAACACCACAAACAGGUCUGCUAUUGUCAGCCGGGCUUCACGGGUGAUCCAAAAUUAGGCUGCAGUUUAAUCGAUUUCUGUAAGGACUCCCCCUGUGGACCGAAUGCAAAGUGUCGCAACAGUCGCGGCUCGUAUCGUUGUGCGUGUCCUUCGGGAUCCGUUGGGGAUCCCUACACAAAUGGGUGCAAGAAAGCCGCGGAAUGCGAAACGAACGCAGACUGUCCCGAUGUGGCCGAAUGUAACAAAUCCAAUAGCGAACCAAAAUGCAGAGAUGUUUGCGAGAGAGUAUCUUGCGGUGCGAAUGCCGAAUGUCAACCAAGAAACCACCAAGCGAUUUGCGCUUGUAGAAGCGGUUACGAAGGCGAUCCAAAGGAUCUGCUAAAUGGAUGCAAACCACUACCCGUACCAUGUAAGCUGAAUAACGAUUGUCCAGAGAAUUCGUACUGUUACGGACAGAUCUGUAAACCCGCUUGUACCGCUACUGACGAAUGCAGCCAGCAAGAGGUCUGCUCGAAGGGUCAAUGCAUCAACCCGUGCCAAGAACCCAGUGCCUGCGGCAUGAACGCUAUAUGCCUGAUGGCUGGACACUUUAAACAGUGUUCGUGUCCACCAGGAUUCACCGGAGAUCCAGCCUUGGAAUGUGUGAGAAUACCAACGCUCUGCGCUUCCACUGCCGAAUGUCUCGACGGAAAGACCUGCUACGACUCGAUGUGUGUCAUUGGCUGCGGGAAUGAUCAAGAUUGCGCUUUGAACGAGAAGUGUAUCGAGAAUAGGUGCAUGUUAACUUGCCGCCUGGACAACGACUGCUUCCUUGGACACAUCUGUCUGAACGGUCGAUGCGUCUACGGGUGCCACGCGGAUGAUGACUGCAGUGCUAGUGAAACUUGUCGAGCAAAUCGAUGCACUGAUCCGUGUCGUCAGAAUCCCUGCGGACCAAAUGCCGCCUGUACAGUGGUUAACCAUCGCGCUAGUUGCUCAUGCAUCAGCGGUAUGGUACCGAGUCCAACGGCAAAGGUUGGAUGUGUUCGUGCACCUGCCCUGCAGUGUAAUGAAAAUCGAGAUUGUGCCCAGGGAACCUCAUGUAUCGAGAAUCUCUGCCGUCCCGUAUGCUCAAGCGAUCAGCGAUGCCUGAACAAUGAACGCUGUGAUCAGGGAUCCUGUAAACCUAUUUGCCGCCGUGAUGACGACUGCCGAACGGGAGAGAUGUGUAAAGAACAAACUUGUAGAGUUGGUUGUCGAUCGGAUGCGGGCUGCCCGUCUCAGCUUGCGUGUGUAAAUCAGCAAUGCGUCGACCCUUGUCGGGAGCCCACGGCUUGCGGAACCAACGCCCAGUGUGUGGUAGAGAAUCACCGAACACUUUGUUCAUGUCCAGCUCCCUUGAUAGGAGAUCCUUUGGUAGGUUGUCGCGCCGAACAGAGAUCUUGUCUGACAAGAAACGACUGCCCGAAGGGACAAGCAUGCCACGGUGGCUCCUGUAUGCCGUCCUGCCGAAAUGAUCAAAACUGCCUAGCCGAUGAACGGUGCGUACGCGGCACCUGUCGAACGGUGUGCAACAGCGAUGCUUCUUGUUCAAACGGACUGAUAUGUGAGAAUAGAAUGUGCCAAAUAGGCUGCCGAACUGACAAUAAUUGUGCUGCCAAUCAAGCCUGUAUUAACAAUCGUUGCACAGAUCCCUGCACGGUACUGGGUCAGUGUGGUACCUGCUCGGAAUGUGUUGUCGCCAAUCAUGGUGUUCAGUGCACUUGUCCCAAGGGAUAUAUUGGAAACCCGUUGGUUUCAUGUUCACCACCGCCACAGAAAUGUAACUCCUACUGCCAUUGCGAUGAAGAUGGACUGUUUUGCGCGGACAAAUGUCGCCAGGCAAAGGAUUGUGCCUGCGGUCAAAGCUGCUACCGCGGUAAAUGCCGUACGAAGUGUAACGCGGGAUCUUGUCCUGCCGGACAACUGUGCCAGAAUGGGGUAUGCAUUGCAGGCUGUCGCUUGAACUCGGAUUGUAGUCUGGAGCUUACGUGCGUUAACAAAAAGUGCGUCGAUCCCUGUGCCAAUGGAAAAACUUGUGGAAAGAACACAAUCUGUCAAGUCGCUGAUCACCAGGCACUUUGUCUGUGUUUCGAUGGCUAUCAGGGUGAUCCACGGGUGGGCUGCGUUCGAUACGAGUGUCAAACCAACGAUGACUGUGAACUGGAUAAAAAGUGUAGCUCGGGUAAAUGUACAAAUCCAUGUCUCCAAAGUAACGCUUGCGGUUUGAAUGCACAGUGUCGUGUGGUGAAUCGCCAGCCUCAGUGUUCGUGUACCCCUGGAUUCCUCGGCGAUGCCCGGAAGGAGUGUCAACCGCUACCGAGAGAAAGUUGUUCCCAGAACCCCUGCGGUGAGAACACAAUCUGCCGCGAGGAUGUCAAUGGUUACGAGUGCAGCUGUCAGCCGGGUUGCAUGGGAGAUCCAAAGCGAGGAUGUUUGUGCCAGGCAGAAAAGACGAACAAAUGCCACAACUUCCCCUGUGGAAAGAACGCAAUUUGCCGGGUUGUAGCCCACGAUCAGCCGGAGUGCUACUGCCCGCCACUGUACCCGGAUGGUGAUCCAUAUACGGAAUGUAUAAAUGAAAUAACUGUGACCGACUGUCGAACAACCGGAUGCCUGGAAGGGGAAUGCGUUCGGGAUGGAGCGCAGUUUACUUGCCGUAACGACGAGUCCUGUGCAAACAAUAUGCAAUGUCCAAAUGAAAAAGCUUGUAUUGGAGGAAAAUGUUCAGAUCCUUGCUCACUACGGGGAGCUUGCGGUGAUAACGCACUUUGCCAGACCGUUCUCCAUAGACCACGGUGCGCUUGUCCUAGCUGUUACGUCGGUAAACCCAGCGUCGAAUGUAAACCCGAUCCAAAAUGUCAGGAAAUUAGCACAACGAAACCCAGCGAUCCCAAGAUCGUAUCGAUAGCAUGCGAGCGGGACAAUGACUGUGAUGUGUCCCUGCGGUGCGAUACCAGUGGACAAUGUAGUGAUCCCUGCACCAUACCGACCACAUUCGUGUGUGACCCGAACAAGAAAUGUAUCUCCCGCAGACAUCGCCCAGUUUGCGUCUGCAAGCAUGGUUUCAUAGUGAACGACUACGGAGAGUUGAUUUGUGCUCCAGAGAAACGCGAAUGUCACGGUGACGAUGGGUGCGCCUCAAAUUUGGCUUGCAUCGACGGGAAAUGUCUAAACCCUUGCAUGCCCACGACAACACGAGGUCCGGCUUGCCCCGAGGACAAGGCGUGUAUCGUAAUGGACCAUAAGGCUGCCUGUAUAUGCAUGAAGGAUUGUAGCCCCUCGCUCUCGAUUUGUCUCAGAGAUAGCGGAUGUCCGGCAAACCUUGCUUGUCGCAAUUAUCAAUGUAUCAAUCCUUGCGAAGUCACUCAAUGUGCCGAAGACACACCAUGCUUUGUAGAAGAUCAUAAGCCAAUCUGUAAAUUCUGCCCGCCCGGAUUCGUGAAAGAUGCCCACCAAGGAUGUCUGAAAGCUACAGAAAUUAUUGAUGAUGAACAAGAGGAUGAAGUACAGAAGGGUCAACAACAUGCGGCGGCGCCCGCCUGUUCGAAACACUCUGAUUGCGCCGAACAGUUGCAGUGUUUAGUAGGCCGUUGUCUUGAUCCUUGUAGGUCUGGUUGUGGUCAGUCCGCUUUAUGCACCGUAAAGGCACACCUUCCCGUCUGUACCUGUCCCGCCGGACAUACCGGCAAUCCCAAUCGGAAGUGUCUUCCGAUGGCACCACCCGACACGAGCAUCCAAACCCCAGUCGGCACAGACGACACGACGACACAAAACAUUGGGACCAUGACUACAACCGAACAAACCGGAUAUUACGAUGGUGUUGACGUAGAUCGAUCCGACACCUACCGAACCAUUGAUCCAGCAGUCAAUACCGAAGUGACCAUACCAGCGAGUGAGGAAGCAGAUGAAAACAAUACAGAAAUGGAUGUAACGUCCGCCAAAAUUACUACCGAAUUCGGGGAAAGUGGUGCUCAUACAACGCAACUACCCCCGACGGAAACGGCUACGAAGCUGUCAACCGCAGAAAGUUUACUCACAUCUUUCGUAGAUCUCACAACUACAACGCCACAGCAUACACCCACAAGUGAGCUGACAACCACCGGAAGUACCGUCGAAAGCGAGACUACAACUAUCGUAACCCCAAAGGUCGCUGAACCUUCCAAAAAAGCUGUCACAGAUAGUUACGUCAAGAUGAUGCGAACGGAUAACAAGUUCGACACCACCACUGCUCGAUUACCCGUGACAAGGGAACAAAUCGAACCGGAAACUAGUGAAGGUGUGGACGAAGAACGGUCCGCAACCUCGCGAUCAUCCCAGUUCACGGGAGAGGAAGAUCAUACAAAAUUGACGAGUACUACUGCUAUGACGCCACAAGUUCUGGGUGAAGAAACAACUGCCCUGGAUGGACCGGAAACUAGUGAAGGUGUGGACGAAGAACGGUCCGCAACCUCGCGAUCAUCCCAGUUCACGGAAGAGGAAGAUCAUACAAAAUUGACGAGUACUACUGCUAUGACGCCACAAGUUCUGGGUGAAGAAACAACUGCCCUGGAUGGAGAUAUUCCAACAUCAAGCAUGGGUGUUCUGAAUUUUACAUACAUAUCUGUGAAACUAGAAACUAGCACUACUAUGUCGCCACAAAUUCUGGGUGAAGAAACAACUGCCCUGGAUGGAGAUGUUCCAACGUCAAGCAUGAGCGUGAAGAUUGAGCAGACGACAACAAGUCAACAGCAAGAGCUGCCGAAUUCUACAUACAUCUCUGUGGAUUCAGAAACUACCGAAAGCAUAACGGCCUCUACUCAAAAGGUCACUACUCUGAUCGAUACAACUCCAUUUACGACACUCGAUUCAAACAAAACUAAAGAUGGAACGGAGAUAGAAUGGUCCAUCACUACAGAGUCUCCUGCUUCCAAACCUACGCCACGUAGUGAAACGACUACAGUUGAAAGAGAGUCCACCGCCUCAGCAACCGAACUGCCACAGACGCUCCCAACAACAGGUUCUACCACGACCGCGGAAGAGCUAGUAACAGUCCCUACAGCAACCGCUCAGAUUACCACCGGUAAACCCCCCUCUCAUAUUGACACACUUGUUAAGCAAGACCGCAAGACUACAGAACUCGAAACCGAUGUGCCGCCCACAUUACUGAAAGGACAGUCAACACUGCCCGAUGUGCUGCUUAAUCGCAGCAGUACCACCCACCGUUACGACGAAUACAUGGGCGUUCGGGAAGCGACAGUUAAGCCGAUCAAGAAUCGGAAAGAAACAGAAGCACCUGUGGAUAGUACCGCGAAUCCUCUCGGUGGCACCGAGGAGGUAAGCGAAGAUGAUAGAAGUAUUCCACUAUCAACGAACGCAUACGAAAGCGACGCUGACGAUUAUGAUGACGGUGAAGGCCGUACGAUCAACACGGGGAAAACAGACGAGGCUUCUACCACGAUAGGCACAACCUAUGCUGUAGACAAAGGAUUAGCGGUAACUAUUGAGCUAUCCAAAGUGGCAGAAAUGUCGGAAAAUGAAACGACAACCAUAGCUGAUUAUUCAACUACUCGAGCGAAGAUUGAAGAUUCCAUGACGGAAGUCACCCCGGUUAGUGACUCCGAUUACACGUCUGAAGCGAUCCCUAGUUUGCAAUCGAAAACCCUCGAAGAGCAAACGUCCACAAUUGGUCCGGUGAUGAUCCCCAUCACCAGCGUGUAUGGAAACAAAUGUACCUCAGACGACGAAUGUGCACCAAGCGAAAGCUGUGUCGACGGUGUCUGUGCCGAUCCGUGCCUAACCGCCAAUCCUUGUCCCAAUCUCAUCCCUUGUGUUACCCUGAAUCACCUGCCCAAGUGCCCUUGCAAUAAAGCUGAUCCGGUUAAUUCAGCAAAUUGUGUAGAAACAUCAGAAAUUGGAUGUAGACACAAUGACGAGUGUCCCGCCGAACGAUCUUGCAUCAAUGGUGCAUGCAUAAAUCCAUGCCAAGCCGGUAGUCCGUGUGAGGCUGGACAAGAGUGCGAGGUACAGAACCACGAGCCGGUCUGCAUCAAACUUUGUCAAUGCCAAAAAACGAGCGACUGUGCCGCUGGUCUAACGUGCAACGGAUGCAACUGUAUCGGACAGGACAUUCCCGGCCGAACCGAUGGAUGCGAUCAUUGCCCUCCAGGAAUUCCAUGCAAUCCACUAACCGGCGCAUGUGUGAAAGAUUUAGAUAAUACUACCACGACAGCGAAACCAGAUGUACAUAGCACACACACAGAUACUAUACAACACACAAGCCAGCAAACAGCAAUUAACUACGUAACUAAACCGCCCAUAACAACUAGUCAGUAUGAAAUGUCUUCGACCCUGAGAACUACAGAGUCCUCCUCACGGUUGUCUACCAUCCCAAUGUCUGUCGAUUUUACCCAAACUACCCAUCCGAUGUCGUAUGAUUCAUCAAGUACACCAAAGGAUAAUGUUCCAACAGUUAGCAUCACAUCUGAAGCUCCGAUUACUGAUACGAAUCUUACUACCUCUAGCACUCAUUAUGUAGAUGAACUGAAUACAGCCCUAGAACAAGAUUCCGAAAUCGGAACAACUGUUCCGUCACCAUCAAUUUCACAGGAAACAAUCAGUACAAGUCCUGAUCAGGUUGACAUAACAGGAACAGAUGUUCGUGGAAAUGUGUUCGCUUCGACGGUCAGCAGUGUGACAUCCGAGGAUGUUAUGGCUCGCGAUAAAGAGCAUCUUCCAACACCUAAGGACACAACUGUCUUUGAACACUCCACUAGCACCGGUGAAGAUUUGCCAGCGCAACAAAUGACCGUGGUCGCUGGAACAAUGAUUGAACACACUGAUCGAUCGACGGAACUCUUAGCUGAUACCACGUGGUCCACCCCGAAAGCAAAGGUAGAUACAAUCGACAGAACAGUAACCGAAGAAGCCAAAUAUACAGGUUUAACACCACCGACUACAUCCCGAACAACUGCAGACGGGAGCUUUGUAGAUUCGAAAGCAACAACUAGCUCCAGUGCCGUUCAUAUAGAACAAAAAACUUCCAGUACAACAGAAUUGCAUGGGAGCGUCGGAAGCUCCAGCCCGAAACAGCAGUCAUCUGAGGAUGCUAUGACUCGAAACGAAGAACAUCUUUCAACACCUGUGGAGACUACUGAUUUUGAACACCUCACUAGCACCGGUGGAGAAAUGCCAACAAUAAUCGAAAACACUGAUCGAUCCACGGAAUCCAUAGCGGAUACAACGUGGUCCACUCUGAAAGAAACGAUUACAGCAAACGACCGGACAGUAACCGAAGAAGGUCUUACCUCACCGACUACAUACCAAAUAAUUGAAGGCGGAACAACUAGCUCCGGUGCCGUCCUUACAGAACAAACAACUACCGGUACAAAAGAAUCGCAUGGAAGCGGCGGAAGUUCCAGCCCGAAACAGCCCGAUGGGGAUACUACAGAAAUAGCAGGAACAGAUACACCAACUUCAAAGGAAGUGGCUCAUGAUAGAGCAAAUACUACCAAAACUACGAGUUUAGAUCUUGAAUAUAAGACAUCCGGAAAACCAACGAACACUGAUAGCACAUUCACACCAACAGAGGAGUCCACAUCAGUUUUAUCCUCGAAGAUAGAAGAAACAACAACUGAUGCCAUGGUAUCCAGUGAACAAACAACGCUCGAUAGCGAUUACAUAUUUAAAAUCACUGAUGGUACCCAAGCUCCGGAAGAGGUCUUAGGGGAUAUCCCUCAAAAAACCAAUAAGGUCGACGAACUGGUAGGUACAGAUGAGCUACUUGCCACGUCACCAGCUCCAAAAAUUACUCCGACACUGGGGAAUGAAGCGAGUGAAUCAUCAGAAGCGCCCACACGAUAUACGACUGACAAGAAUGCGAUCUUAUCGAACGUUGGUCGAGAUAUUCUUACUACAACUACCGCUUCAUUACCACCAAAUACAAGCGAUACAGAUGUCAUUACUACAGUAACAAAUGCGGUAGUGUUAGCAGAAUCGGGUACGCGUACCACUUCGUCUACUCCCAGAAUUGAAACAGCAGAACCCAGUGAAGCAACAACCCGCGAAAGUGUUUUCACUUCGUUCUCUUCACACACAUACGCGGCGGAAGCGGAUGGCGAAUCAUCCGAAGAAACUACCGAUGACUCGGCUUAUAUAUAUGAUGAGUACUCAAGCCAGGAAACAACUACGAUACGUAGGGGUGGACCGGGUGUAACUACAGUUGCAUCAGACACCACAACGGAAAAUCAUCUAGUGAAAGAACAAAUAACAACCACUACCUCAAAGCAACUAGAUGCCAAUGAGUUAGGCAAAACGCCAGAAAUGCUAUCAUCAUCCACCGCUUCUUCGUCAACAACUUCUGCUGCUCCUAGUUCCGUCAAACCAAUAUUUUCAGAAAUUUUCACUACAACAAUGAGUUCACACGAAACUAGCUCUUCGGAAACUUCAACAUCCCCAAUAUCAAAGUUGGAGACAACUCAUGAUCAAAGUUCUGUGAAUCCUACAGAGGAUUCAUUCACAGUAACUGCUGCUGACCAAGAAAAGGGUUCAUUAGCAGCGGUUAGCUCAGCACCUGCCUCAAAAUCCGACACUGGAUCGUUGACAACAGAAACAACAAAUGCGAUGAACGUUGACCACUCUUUGCCCGUAGAAGAUAUAAUUGCUACAACAGAUUCCACAAGAGCUACCAGUCAGAAAAAAGAUGCAUCCACUGAAACUAACAUAAUUCAUAAGGGGUCAACAUCAACCAGUACAACAAAGCAGCCUGAUUUGCGAUCAGAUUUCAUUACAGCUCAAACUACAGCUUCCAGUGAAUAUUCCGACAGCACAUCACAGUCUUCAGUUGUAACUACAACCGAAUCAACGGUUAAUCUAGUUUCCUCUGUAGUCGAUACCGAACCGGGUAGAAGCGAUUCAUCGGAUACUAAUUUGGGAGAGCAUGAAGGAGUUUCUACUUCUAUGCCCAAAACAUACACUCAAAGUACGGAUGCAAUGACCCUUUCCUCAAGUGAUGGAAGUCAAUUUACAGUCGGAACAAUUCAGUCGAUUGGCAACGGCCUUUCUAGUGCUGAAACAUCAACGCAUGGCACAAAAACAACCGUUACAACAAUUACAAUGGAAGUACGCCUAAAAGAGACAAGCGUUACCCCUGAACAGGUAUUCACGACUACUCCAAUCAGUAGUUCUUCAGAAAUCAGUAACUCUACUAAACAGCCAAGCAUCCAAGUAACCUCUAACGCUUCCAGUGAUGUACAUUUCUCGGAAGAAAGCAGCACUGUUGGAACAAGCGUAACUAUGAUCUCAGUCGGAGACUCAAAUUCUCUAGAAUACACAACUAAAGGUAACAAAGAUCGACAAACUGAGAAAACCAGUGUAUAUACAUUAGGUACGAAGGAUGAUCAAGAAAUAACAACGACGAAGCAAGAUUCUCAAGCAGAAAUCCUAGAUUCAACGUCAACUACCCCCGUUAUGGAAGAUGAAAACGCUCAGAUGACUACAUCUCAGGUGCAAACAGAAACCUCUACAAGAGACGACAAAAUAGCUACUGCUGGUGUUUCAACGACUGAAAUUAUAGAAUUACAUGAUAACCAUACAACAACAAGUCUACUAUCCCAGACAAAAACGUAUACUGAGCCCUUCAUAUCCACUACGGAAUUUAAUACUAGGUCAACACUACCUGGUACUAGUUCUACCCAACAUACAGAUUCUAUAGGGCCAAGUACUGUUGAAACUGCCCAAAUAUCUACCGAUGAAGUGCUUGACGAUCACCGCAAACCGCAAACUUCUGGUCAGACUCAGGCAACCCCGUAUAAAGCAAUUUAUGAGACCACUCCAAAAAUGAUCACAACAAGCGAAUCAAACGAAGAUAAAAACAUUACAACCGAUAGGGAAGUUGAUUACAAUGUAACAUUUGUCCCAACGGAUAAGACCGUAACAUCUGAGAGCGUUACUGAGCUCUCGACCUUCGAUGAAUCGAAAAAUACAGUAGAAUACACAAUCAUUGAGGCAAGCUCGACAACUCAGUCAACGCCAGCGGUAGAUUCGGGUCCCAGUUUCUCGUCGGGUGGAGAAAAAGACACAAAUCAAACCAAACAUAACAAAACAUGCCAAACUUCUUCCGAUUGCAAAAUGUACGAGAUAUGUAAGCAAUCACUAUGUUUACCAGUUUGUCACGACAACCUACCUCCCAAUACAUCCUGCGUAAAAGAACCACCCGGUACCCCGAAAAUACCCGAACCCUGCAAAUCGGAUGCAGACUGCAUCGAAACGGAGGUUUGCUAUAUGGAGUUGUGCGAAAAUCCUUGUCUCAUCGACAGUGUUUGCGCACCAACCGCAACCUGCCACACGAAAAUGCACCGACCAAUCUGCACGUGUCCUCCGGGACACGAGGGCAACCCAAUGAUCAAGUGCACCCCGCUGGAACCAAUUCAAUGUACGUCGAGUGACGAGUGUCCUCUGAUGGAAGCCUGUGUCGGAAACGUAUGCCGUAGACCAUGCGAUGUGAAAAACCCUUGUGCUCCCAAAGCUGUGUGUAUUAAUAGGAACCACGGUUCCGAAUGCAGUUGUAUUGAAGGUUAUCACGGGAAUGGCUUUGUAUCAUGCGAACCAGUAACAACGCCAGGCUCGGUGUGUCAAUAUAACGAAGAUUGUCCCCCAGAUAAGUUAUGUGAUCGUUUGAAUCGAAGAUGUAUCAACCCUUGUCAGGAGGAUUCAUGCGGGGAGAACGCUGAAUGUUUCGGCCGAAAUCAUGGAGUUGAAUGUCGUUGCCGGGCCGGAUUUAUCGGAAAUGCAUACAUCGAAUGUGUGCUACUUCAAGGUUGUCGGUCGGACAGCGAAUGUAGCACAUACGAAGCUUGUGUCAAUGGUAAAUGUGCAUCUCCUUGUAAUUGCGGCGCGAACGCCCUCUGCGACGUACGCGACCAUAAACCACAGUGCAAGUGUCCUCCCGGAUACAAAGGUGACGGACGCCUCGGAUGUAGUCCACCAAGUAAUCCGUGUGAACCGAACCCAUGUGGGUUGAACGCCAUGUGUGAGAUAGACGCUGGCAAUCCGAUUUGUUUCUGUCCGAAGGGAAUGACUGGAAACCCGUUCAAAACAUGCAUUCCGGAAGGAGAUGAAUGUACGCCGAAUCCUUGUGGACCAAACAGCGGAUGCCGUAAGAUCGACGGUAAGCCUGCCUGCUUUUGUUUGCCGGAGUUCGAAGGGAAUCCCCCGGAGGAAGCAUGCAAACUACCACAAAACCCUUGCGACCCCUCGCCAUGUGGACCAAAUACUCUCUGUACCGUUCUCAACAACGGCUUCGCCAAAUGCACCUGCUUCAGCGGGUAUAUCGAAAGCCCGAACACAAUCCGUGGAUGUAUCGAACCAAAGAAUCCCUGCGAGCCAAACCCGUGUGGAGCAGGAGCGAUUUGUGAUUCUUCUCGCAAUCCUGUAUGUUACUGUUCGGAAGGAUUGAUUGGAAAUCCCUUCCGAAGUUGUCAAGAACCGGUAGUAACUCCCGAGUUAUGCAAACCGGGACCUUGUGGAAGAAAUGCCGACUGUUAUGUCGUACAAGGCAGAGAACAAUGCUAUUGCAGCCCUGGAUUUAUCGGUGACGCAUAUGUCGGUUGUACCCAGCAACCACAUUCGGUAUGUGAACCGAAUCCGUGUGGCCCAGGAGCGACAUGUAUGGUACUACCAGAUGGUUCACCAAUGUGUAGCUGUCCAUCAGGAAUCAGUGGAGAUCCUACCAGUUCCGAAGGAUGUCAUGGAUUCGAGUGCCGAGUUGAUGACGACUGCUCAGCGGACACAGCAUGUAUAGGAUUCCGAUGCGUCGAUCCGUGUCCGGGAUCGUGUGGGUCAGGUGCAUACUGUAAGGUUGAAAAACAUCACCCAGUAUGCUUCUGUAAUGCAGGACUCACCGGUAAUCCAGCAUCUCGAUGCUAUUCCACCGAAGGACGCGUCCCGGGUAACCAAUGUAAUCCAGGCACGUGUGGUGUAAACACGCAAUGUACGAUUCGCAGUGGUAGACCCAUUUGCAAGUGUCUACCGAAUUACAGGGGUGAUCCUAGAAAGGGUUGCAAAGCAGAAUGUGAACUGAAUUCAGAUUGUCCAUCGGACAAGGCUUGUGUUAACCGAAAAUGCGUCAAACCAUGCAAUGGAGAUAUCUGCGGUGUCAAUGCCGAAUGCCAUGUUGAAUAUCACACCCCUAUGUGUAAGUGCCCGAAUGGGUUCACCGGUGAUGCAUUUGUACACUGUGUGACGAUUCCGGAGGAAAAAAAUUCGACCAGACAACCAUGUCUCUCGUCACCAUGUGGCGUUCAGGGCGUGUGUGCAGUCUACGGUGAUGACGUCGCUUUAUGUGACCCAUGUACAGCGCCAAAUGCGGCACUCAACCCCAGUUGCAGGCCACAGUGCGUGGUGAACACGGACUGUCCCUUCAACUUGGCAUGUCUUCAGGGAAAAUGCCAGGAUCCUUGCCCCGGUUCUUGUGGAUACAAUGCACUGUGCACCGUAGAACAACACCGACCGGUAUGUUCGUGCCCUUCGGGAUUGUAUGGCAACCCCUAUGAAAGAUGUGUUCAGCAAGAUACCCCACUCGAAACCUGUGACACAAUACGUUGUGGAGCAAACACGGACUGCAAAAGAAUGGGAGGGGUGUUGUCCUGUGUUUGUAAGAAGAACUAUUAUGGUGAUCCCUUGGUCGGUUGUAGACCGGAAUGUGUUAUCAACACGGAUUGUGCAGUCAACAGAGCAUGUAUAAACAAUCGUUGUCAAGAUCCAUGCGUUGGAGUUUGUGGUGUAAAUGCUCUUUGUAAAGUGGUUAAUCAUCUACCUGUGUGUCACUGUCCGCCCACGCAUACUGGUGACGCACUUAUAUCGUGUACUGAAAGAACCUUCAUACCUCCGGACACUACACCAUGCGAUCCAAACCCAUGUGGUCCCAGUAGCAAAUGUCUAACAACACCAGACAACUAUGCUGUCUGUUCAUGCCUCCCGGGUUUCCGGGGUAGGCCUCCUGCUUGCCAAGCCGAGUGUAUGAUCAAUGCGGAAUGUCCCCAGAAUAAGGCUUGUAUUAAUUUGAAAUGUGUUGACCCAUGUCCCGGAACAUGCGGAGUUGGAGCAAGAUGUGAAAUCUUGAACCACAACCCAAUCUGUAGUUGCGGCCCCCAUCAACAUGGCGAUCCAUUCGUGAAAUGCGAAUCUACACCAGAUAUGGAAAAUGAACCACCAACGAAGAAUCCUUGCGACCCGUCCCCGUGCGGAAUGAAUUCGAUUUGUCAGGUAAAACGCAAUCGACCCGUGUGUUCUUGUCAGCCGAAUUAUAUAGGCAGUCCACCAUAUUGUCGACCGGAGUGUGUGCUCAGCUCCGAAUGUCCCCAGGAUAAAGCCUGUAUCAACGAGAAGUGUCAGAAUCCCUGUGAGAACGCUUGUGGUGCGAACGCGGACUGUCACGUUGUGGCCCAUUCAGCGUUCUGCAACUGUCGAACAGGAUUCGAAGGUGAUGCAUUCAUUGGAUGCACUGAAAUCUCGAGAGAAAUAACGCCUAAAGAUGCCUGUAAUCCUAGCCCUUGUGCAGAAAAUGCGUUAUGUAGCGAAGUUAAUGGAGCAGCUAAAUGUACUUGCAUCGCACCGUACUUCGGUGAUCCCUACAGCACUGGAUGUCGACCAGAAUGCGUACUCCAUUCCGACUGCCCUAGUCAUCUGGCGUGUGUGAAUCAACACUGCCGAGAUCCAUGCCCGGGAGUAUGUGGAUCGAAUGCCGAAUGUACAGUUGCAAACCAUAUUCCAGUUUGUGAGUGUAGUCGUGGAUUCAUUGGCGACCCAUUCCGGGGAUGUCGAAAGGAUAUACCGGUGCCAGUAACUCCCACAGAUCCAUGCUCACAGUGUCCGUCGAACAGUGUAUGUCGUAUAGUUCAGGGACGACCAACGUGCUCGUGUCCGGAAGGAUACCGCGGUGCACCGCCAGCUUGUAGACCGGAAUGUUCCAGCCACGAGGAAUGCCGCCACGAUCAGGGUUGCAUAGAUCUCAAGUGUAAAGACCCCUGUCCAGGAUUGUGUGGCAUUAACGCACAGUGUCAAGUGAUCAACCACAAACCUUUCUGCAGUUGUCUCAAAGAUUAUUACGGAAAUCCGUUCGAACAAUGUAUGCCUAAACCCGUCGAACCUGUACAUCCCUGCCAACCGAGUCCAUGCGGGCCGUAUUCCGAGUGUCGUGAACAUAAUGAUCGCGCUGUUUGUACGUGUGUCGCAGGAAUGCUCGGUGCGCCACCCAAUUGUCGUCCCGAAUGUGAAACACAUCAGGACUGCCCGUCGAACCGAGCAUGCUUUGGCCGGAAGUGUAAAGAUCCCUGUGUUGGAUCAUGCGGUUUCAAUGCACAAUGUGCCACUCGUGAUCACCGUCCGGAAUGCUACUGCAUGGAAGGAUUCGAAGGGGACCCGUACACCGGCUGCAACCCAAUCGUUGUUUAUCGGGAAGAAAUAGUAGAACCUUGCAACCCUUCGCCAUGUGGAUCAAAUGCUAUCUGUAAAGAACGUAAUGGUGCUGGUUCCUGUACGUGCAUGCGAGACUAUUUUGGGGAUCCGUACAUUAGCUGUAGACCAGAAUGCGUUCAAAAUUCAGACUGUCCUCUCGACAAGUCAUGCUCCAACACGAAAUGUGUUGAUCCAUGCCUUGGCACAUGCGGUCUGAAUGCUGAAUGCCGUGUACAUAAUCACUCUCCUAUAUGUAAUUGUGUAACUGGAUUCGUUGGCAAUCCUUCACAAGCCUGUCAUGCUCUAGAACAACCUAAGGAAGAGCCUAUUGUUGACCCUUGUCUCCCAUCGCCCUGUGGUCCCUAUAGCAUUUGUCGAGUAGUGAAUAAUCAUGCGGUCUGCUCAUGUCAGGACAAAUGUAUCGGAGCACCUCCGAACUGUCGACCAGAAUGUAUUAUCAACUCCGAAUGCUCUAGGGAUAAAUCAUGCGUUAAUCAACGCUGCGUGGAUCCAUGCCCCGGAACAUGUGGUCUCAAUGCCAGAUGCCGAACCGUGAAUCAUAACCCAAUAUGCAGUUGUAACACAGGAUUUACUGGUGAUCCGUUUGUGCAAUGCUCUCCUGAACAGAUACAACCUAUAAUAUUAGACGAGAACUUGAACCCUUGUCAGCCAUCUCCAUGUGGGCCUAAUUCUAUUUGUCGUGUGCAAAACAGUCGCGCAGUCUGUUCGUGUGUGCCAAAUUACAUUGGCAGACCUCCCAGUUGUCGACCAGAGUGUGUCGUCAAUUCUGAGUGUCCAAUGAAUUUAGCAUGUGUGAAUGAGAAAUGCGUCGAUCCUUGCCAAGGGUCAUGUGGGUUCAAUGCCGAAUGUAGGGUUGUAUCGCACAGCCCUAUGUGCACAUGUUAUCCUGAACACACAGGUGAUCCCUUCGCCGGUUGCAAUAGAGUUCAAAUACUUCAAGAACCACCGCCUAUGCCGUGUACACCGAGCCCGUGUGGCGUCAAUGCCAUCUGUAGAGAGCAAAAUGGCGCUGGUUCGUGCACUUGUCUACCCGAAUAUUUCGGUGAUCCAUACGUUGGUUGUCGACCGGAAUGUGUCAUGAAUAGUGACUGUCCAAGAACGCGAUCUUGCAUGAACAAUAAAUGUGUUGACCCUUGCCCUGGCACAUGUGGCACAAAUUCAGAGUGUCAUGUCAUAAAUCAUGCACCAACAUGUACUUGUAUCAAUGGUUUUGUUGGCAAUCCAUUCAUCUCUUGUUCACCACAACCGGAAAUUCGAGAAGAACCAGUUAAUCCUUGCCAACCGUCGCCUUGUGGUCCGAACAGUAACUGCCGCGUGGUGAACAACCACGCUGUCUGCUCGUGCAGUUCCAGCUUCAUCGGUGCUCCUCCAAAUUGUCGCCCAGAGUGUGUGGUUAGUUCGGAAUGUCCGUUAGAUAAAUCUUGCAUUGAUCAAAAGUGUAAAGAUCCUUGUCCGGGUACCUGUGGACUUAAUGCACGCUGUCAAGUGGUCAACCACAAUCCCAUUUGCAGCUGUCAGAGUGGUUUCACGGGUGACCCAUUUAUAAGAUGCAUUCCGGAAGAAAAGCGUCCUGUUGUUGAUAAUGAUCCCAGUGAUCCUUGUGAACCUUCCCCGUGUGGACCAAAUUCUCAGUGCAGGGCGGUUGGACAAACCGCAGCAUGUUCCUGCUUGCCGAAUUACAUCGGCCGAGCUCCGAACUGUCGCCCCGAAUGUACUCUAAACUCUGAAUGUUCGGCGAUGCAAGCUUGCAUCAACGAAAAAUGCAAAGAUCCAUGUCCCGGAUCUUGUGGAAUGCUUGCUACAUGUGUCGUGCAAAAUCAUCAACCAAACUGUAAAUGUUAUGACGGUUAUACUGGAGAUCCAUAUUCAGUCUGCACGAUAAUACCAAUUAAAUAUGAGCCGGAAAAUAUCGACCCUUGCAACCCUUCACCGUGUGGGGUUAACGCGGAAUGUAACGUGCGUAACAAUGCUGGCUCUUGUACUUGUCUACCCGAAUAUUUUGGCGACCCUUAUAUUGAGUGCAGACCAGAAUGUGUUCUCAACACCGAUUGCCCCAAAACCCAAGCAUGUCUGAACAAUAAAUGCAAAGAUCCCUGCCCUGGUAUUUGUGGACUGAACGCAGAAUGUUACGUUUCAAACCACUCUCCAAUGUGUUCGUGCAUAACCGGCUUCGUUGGUAAUCCUUCGGUUGCAUGUAAUGAGAUCCCAAAACUAGCAGACCCAGUCCCCGUAAACCCAUGUCGCCCUUCCCCUUGCGGUCCUUACAGCGAAUGUCGUGAGAUCAAUUCGCAUGCGGUCUGUUCUUGCCAACAAAAUUAUAUCGGUAGUCCACCUGCCUGCCGUCCGGAGUGUGUCGUAAGCUCUGAGUGUGCGCAGGAUAAAGCUUGUAUGAACCAAAAAUGCGUUGACCCGUGUCCCGGAACGUGUGGACAGAAUGCAAGAUGCAAUACAAUCAACCAUAAUCCCAUCUGUAGUUGCUCUCCCGGCUUUACCGGUGAUCCUUUCAUACGCUGUCUUCUAGAAGAAAAACGUCCGGAACCCAAAGAACAGGAAAAUCCGUGCAUACCAAACCCCUGCGGACCCAACUCGCAAUGUCGCGCUGUUGGUUCUGUUCCUGCAUGCUCUUGUCUGCCAAACUAUAUCGGGCGUGCUCCAAACUGUCGUCCGGAGUGCACAAUUAAUUCAGAAUGCGCCGGAAAUCUUGCAUGCAUAAAUGAGAAAUGUCAGGAUCCAUGCCCGGGCUCGUGUGGACUGAACGCUAUUUGCAAUGUAAUUAAACACUCUCCCGUAUGCUCCUGCUCGAAUGGUUAUACCGGGGAUCCCUUCUCUGGGUGUAUGGAUAUUCCUACUCUACCGGUUCGAGACGAAAAACAAGAUCCGUGUAAUCCGUCACCAUGUGGACCUAAUGCAGUUUGCAAGGAACGAAUGGGUGCAGGUUCUUGUACGUGUUUACCGGAAUAUUUCGGCGAUCCGUACAGUGGCUGUCGUCCAGAAUGUGUCACAAAUAGCGACUGCCCCCGUAACAAAGCAUGUGUUAGUAACAAAUGUAAAGAUCCUUGCCCGGGUGUAUGUGGUAUCAACGCUGAAUGUUACGUAGCCAACCACUCACCUAACUGUAAUUGCAUUUCUGGCUUCACUGGUGAUCCACUGUCCGCUUGUCAUGAACCAACUCCGUCGAAAAUGAACGAACCCAUCAAUCCGUGUUCGCCAAGUCCUUGUGGACCCAAUAGUAUAUGUCGUGAAACCAACGGACACGCUGUGUGUUCAUGUCAGGCUGGCCUCAUCGGAACUCCACCCAAUUGUCGGCCAGAAUGUGUUGUUAGUUCCGAAUGUGCUCGUGACAAAGCUUGCAUUAAUCAAAAAUGUCAAGAUCCUUGCCCGGGCACGUGCGGACUUAAUGCACGUUGCCAGAUCGUGAACCACAGCCCUAUCUGUAGCUGUUCUCCAGGCUUUUCUGGAGAUCCUUUCACUAGAUGCAUACCAGAAGAAACCCGGCCUGUGGUAUCUAAGCCUAUUGAUCCAUGUGUACCAUCUCCCUGUGGGCCAAACUCUCAGUGUCGUGCUGUUGGUAAUACACCUGCUUGCUCGUGUCUACCGAACUACAUAGGUAGAGCACCCAACUGCCGACCGGAGUGUAUGAUAAACGCGGAAUGCUCAGCUAAUUUAGCUUGUGUAAAUGAAAGAUGUAAAGACCCAUGCGCCGGUUCAUGCGGCCUGAAUGCUAUUUGCACCGUCAUAAAGCACAAUCCGGUUUGCUCCUGUCAAGUUGGAUUCACUGGUGAUCCGUUUUCAGUGUGCACCGAGUUUACUCCUCCACGUACACCUGAACCUACCAAUCCCUGCAAUCCAUCCCCGUGUGGAGCUAACGCAGUGUGUAAAGAACGCAAUGGGGCAGGAUCAUGUACCUGUUUACAGGAUUAUUUCGGUGAUCCCUAUACCGGUUGUCGCCCAGAAUGUGUGCAGAACUCGGAUUGUGACAAAUUCCGAGCAUGUGCCAACAACAAAUGCAAAGAUCCAUGUCCAGGAGUGUGUGGAUUGAACGCGGAAUGCACAGUACAAAACCACAGUCCAAUCUGUUUCUGCAUCGAAGGCUACACUGGAGACCCAUCGAGAGGUUGCAGCAUUAAAGAGAUAGUAACUGAGCGCCCAAAAUCCGAGGGUUGCUAUCCGUCGCCGUGCGGACCGAACAGUUUGUGCAGAGAAAUAAACGGACACCCAGUUUGCUCCUGCCAGUCAGGAUUCAUCGGAACGCCACCUUCGUGUAGACCAGAAUGUGUCGUAAGUUCGGAGUGUAGUCAAGACAAGGCCUGUGUGAACCAAAAAUGCGCAGAUCCUUGCCCAGGUGUGUGUGGAACGGAGGCGCGCUGUCAGGUUGUCAAUCACAAUCCAAUAUGCAGUUGCCCGCCAGGCUUUACCGGGGAUCCUUUCAUCCAGUGCGUUGAAAAAGAAAUUACUAGGGAUCCACCAGAACCUACCGAUCCAUGCCUGCCGUCACCUUGUGGACCAAACUCGCACUGUAGAGUUGUCGGAAAGCAAGCCGCCUGCACAUGUCAAACGAAUUACAUUGGCCGUCCCCCGAAUUGCCGACCGGAAUGUACAAUUGAUGCGGAAUGCGCCAGUAACCUGGCGUGUCAAAAUGAACGCUGUAGCGAUCCAUGCCCCGGAGCUUGUGGCUACAAUGCCGCUUGUCAAGCUAUCAAUCAUCGCGCGGUUUGUACGUGUAACGAAGGGUUCGAGGGUAACCCGUUGGUACAAUGUGACCGAUCACUGCCACCGACAACGGAACGAUUGACACCGUGUACACCAUCCCCUUGCGGGCCUAACGCGGAAUGCAGGGAAAGAAACAAUGCUGGAGCCUGCUACUGUCUACGUGGAUAUGAAGGAAAUCCGUAUGAUGUUUUCUCUGGAUGCCGCCGAGAAUGCGACGUAAAUAGUGAUUGUGUAGAAAAGUUAGCAUGUGUGAAUUACAAGUGCGUCGAUCCGUGUCCAGGUGUAUGUGGAAGUCAGGCACUAUGCGAAAUAGUUAACCAUGUCCCCACUUGUGUUUGUCCGGAAGGCAUGAUUGGCGAUCCUUUCACGCAAUGCGAAUUCAGACUUGAAGAUCCAAGUACUAGAGCACCACCAGUUUGUGACCAAAGUACGUGUGGUCCGAACAGCAUCUGUCGAAUCUUGAAUGGUGUAGCAAUCUGCAAGUGUCAACCGGAAAUGGUUGGAAGUCCACCUAACUGCGAACCAGAAUGUACUCGAAGUGCAGACUGUGAUGCACAGCGGGCCUGUGUGAACUACAAGUGCAUCGAUCCCUGUCCAGGCUCUUGCGGACAAAAUGCCAAAUGUCAAGUUAUCAAUCAUAACCCGAUCUGCAGUUGCAGACAAGAUUUUACGGGUGAUCCAUUUUCACGGUGCUACAAAGAGAUUACUACUACCACUGCAGCGCCACCUACUCCAUGCGUACCUUCCCCUUGCGGUCCGAACGCUGAAUGUAAAGUAGUUGGUAAUAACGAGGCGUGCACCUGUUUGCCGGAUUACAUCGGAUCGCCACCAAACUGUCGUCCCGAGUGCAUCCUGAGCACAGCAUGCAAAGAAAAUCAGGCUUGUAUUCGUCAGAAAUGCGCAGAUCCGUGUCCGGGAUCGUGCGGCCUCAACGCCAAAUGUUCGGUUGUUAAUCACACGCCAGUAUGUGCCUGCGAAGAAGGAUAUACAGGAGAUCCUUUCACAAACUGUCAAUUCAUCCAGGCCGAUUUACCCAAAUACGUUGAAUCCCCAUGUGUCCCGAGUCCUUGUGGAGCAAACGCACUCUGUAGAGAGCAAAACGGUGCAGGAUCGUGUACUUGCAUCGAGGAUCACUUCGGAAAUCCAUACGAAGGUUGUCGCCCCGAGUGUGUCUUGAACUCUGACUGUCCCACCAAUCGUGCUUGUGUUCGCAAUAAGUGUCAGGAUCCAUGUCCAGGAACUUGUGGGCAAAACGCCGAAUGUCAAAUUGUUAAUCAUCUGCCUUCCUGCACGUGCAUUGAAGGGUACGAGGGAGACCCCUUCCGGCAUUGUGUUAUCAAACGAAAAGAACCAAUCAUCACCACCGAACCCUGUCAGCCUUCGCCGUGUGGAGCUAACAGUCAAUGUCGCGAAGUCAAUGGGCAACCCGUUUGUUCGUGUUUGCCAACAUACGUUGGAACACCUCCCGGAUGUCGUCCGGAGUGUGUCGCUAGUUCUGAGUGUCCUCAAAAUAAAGCAUGCAUCAAUCAAAUAUGUAACGACCCAUGCCCCGGAACUUGUGGUACCAACGCUCGAUGUAAUGUAAACCACCACAGCCCAAUUUGCAUUUGUUUGAAUGGCUAUACUGGCGAUCCGUUCACCAGGUGCUAUUUUGACCCUCCACCAUCUGAAGAUACACAAAUAAUACCCCGUGACCCAUGUGUUCCUUCACCAUGUGGUUCAAACGCACAAUGUAGAGUCCAAAAUGGAGCACCGUCUUGUUCGUGUCUAACGAACUACAUAGGAUUGCCACCAAAUUGUAGACCAGAGUGCACCAUCAACGCAGAAUGCUCAAGUAAUCAGGCUUGUAUGAACGAAAAAUGUAGAGAUCCUUGUCCUGGAUCAUGCGGAAUUGGAGCCAGAUGUAAUGUCAUCAAUCAUACACCAGUUUGUACCUGUGACGUUGGUUAUACCGGAGAUCCAUUCACCAACUGUUAUCCGGCACCUCAACCUCCACAACAAGAUCCUAUUGAUCCAUGUAAUCCUUCACCUUGUGGAUCAAAUGCACUAUGUAACAAUGGAAUCUGUACUUGCAUGACAGAAUAUCGAGGUGAUCCAUAUCAAGGAUGUAGACCCGAAUGUGUACUGAAUUCUGAUUGUGCACGUGAUAAGGCAUGCAUUCGAAAUAAAUGCAUUGAUCCAUGUCCCGGAACAUGUGGACAAGACGCUAUAUGUGAAGUAAUUAACCAUAUUCCGAUGUGUAGUUGUCCAAAAGGAAGGGCCGGAAAUGCAUUCUUAGAAUGUAGACCUCAACAAGAUCCAGUGAAGACCAAUCCUUGUAGUCCAUCUCCAUGUGGUCCCAAUAGCCAGUGUCGAGAAAUCAAUGGACAGGGUGUUUGUUCUUGUGUACCAGGUUUCAUUGGAAGUCCACCAAUGUGUAGACCAGAAUGUGUUGUAAGCUCAGAGUGUCCACAAAAUCAAGCAUGCAAUAAUCAGAAAUGUAGAGAUCCUUGUCCAGGAACAUGUGGCAUUGGAGCACGAUGUUCAGUGGUAAACCAUAAUCCUAUAUGUAGUUGCCCAGAACGAAUGACUGGUGAUCCAUUUGUCCGCUGUCAACCUAUGAUUGAACCACUUGUUCAAAUUACUUCCAUAAACCCAUGUCAACCAUCUCCUUGUGGGCCUAACGCUGAAUGUAGACCUGUCGGAGAUUCUCCCUCAUGUACAUGUCGAGAGAACAUGAUCGGAGCUCCUCCAAAUUGUCGACCUGAAUGUGUAAGCAACGCGGAGUGUUCCAGCAAUCUUGCAUGUAUCAGACAGAAAUGUCAGGAUCCAUGUACAAACGCAUGUGGAUCAAAUGCUGAAUGCAGAGUAGUUAGUCAUACACCCAUGUGCAUUUGCGCAGUCGGGUUCACAGGUGAUCCAUUCACUCAGUGUUCCACAAUACAACAAGACGUUCCAAGAGAACCCAUUUCACCAUGUAUUCCAAGUCCUUGUGGAGCAAACGCUUUCUGCAGAGAACAAAAUGGAGCCGGUUCGUGUACAUGUAAUGAAGAUCACUUUGGAAAUCCAUACGAAGGAUGUCGUCCAGAAUGCGUUCUAAACUCCGAUUGUCCUUCGAACAGAGCUUGCGUCAGGAAUAAAUGUCAAGAUCCUUGUCCAGGAACAUGUGGACAGAACGCACAAUGUCAGGUCGUAAACCACUUACCAUCAUGCACUUGCAUCACUGGAUUCGAAGGCGAUCCGUUCAGAUACUGUAGUGUCCAAAAGGAUGAACCAAAGAAGGAUUAUGUUAAUCCUUGCCAACCCAGUCCAUGUGGUCCAAAUAGCCAAUGUCGUGAGGUCAACGGUCAGGGAGUUUGUUCUUGUUUACCCACUUACAUUGGAAGCCCUCCAGGAUGUCGCCCUGAAUGUGUCAGUAGUUCUGAAUGUCCUCUAGACAAGGCUUGUGUCAAUCAAAAGUGUGUUGACCCUUGUCCUGGAACUUGUGGUACUAAUGCCAGAUGUAAUACCAAGAACCACAGUCCCAUUUGUUCUUGUCAAUCUGGAUAUACCGGAGAUCCAUUCACAAGAUGUUUCCCUAUUCCACCACCCACACAAAACAACCCAGUAGUAGUCCGUAAUCCAUGUGUUCCUUCUCCAUGUGGACCAAAUUCACAAUGCAGAAACUUCAAUGAAUCACCUUCGUGCUCAUGCACAGGAGGUUACAUUGGAUCACCACCGAAUUGUAGACCAGAGUGCACCAUCAACGCAGAAUGCUCAAGUAAUCAGGCUUGUAUGAACGAAAAGUGUAGAGAUCCUUGUCCUGGAUCAUGCGGAAUUGGAGCCAGAUGUAACGUCAUCAAUCAUACACCAGUUUGUACCUGUGACGUUGGUUAUACCGGAGAUCCAUUUACCAACUGUUAUCCCGCACCUCCGCCUCCACAGCAAGAUCCUAUUGAUCCAUGUAAUCCUUCACCUUGUGGAUCAAAUGCACUGUGUAACAAUGGAAUUUGUACUUGCGUGACAGAAUAUCAAGGUGAUCCAUAUCAAGGAUGUAGACCCGAAUGUGUACUGAAUUCUGAUUGUGCACGUGAUAAGGCAUGCAUUCGAAAUAAAUGCAUUGAUCCAUGUCCCGGAACAUGUGGACAAGACGCUAUAUGUGAAGUAAUCAACCAUAUUCCGAUGUGUAGUUGUCCAAAAGGAAGGGCCGGAAAUGCAUUCUUAGAAUGUAGACCUCAACAAGAUCCAGUGAAGACCAAUCCUUGUAGUCCAUCUCCAUGUGGUCCUAAUAGCCAGUGUCGAGAAAUCAAUGGACAGGGUGUUUGUUCUUGUGUACCAGGUUUCAUUGGAAGUCCACCAAUGUGUAGACCAGAAUGUGUUGUAAGCUCAGAAUGUCCACAAAAUCAAGCAUGCAAUAAUCAGAAAUGUAGAGAUCCUUGUCCAGGAACAUGUGGCAUUGGAGCACGAUGUUCAGUGGUAAACCAUAAUCCUAUAUGUAGUUGCCCAGAACGAAUGACUGGUGAUCCAUUUGUCCGCUGUCAACCUAUGAUUGAACCAUCUGUUCCUAUAACUCCCAUAAACCCAUGUCAACCAUCUCCUUGUGGUCCUAACGCUGAGUGUAGACCUGUCGGAGAUUCUCCCUCAUGUACAUGUCGAGAGAACAUGAUCGGAGCUCCUCCAAAUUGUCGACCUGAAUGUGUAAGCAACGCGGAGUGUUCCAGCAAUCUUGCAUGUAUCAGACAGAAAUGUCAGGAUCCAUGUACAAACGCAUGUGGAUCGAAUGCUGAAUGCAGAGUAGUUAGUCAUACACCGAUGUGCAUUUGCGCAGUUGGGUUCACAGGUGAUCCAUUCACUCAGUGUUCCACAAUACAACAAGAUGUUACAAGAGACCCCAUUUCACCAUGUCUUCCAAGUCCUUGUGGAGCAAACGCUUUCUGCAGAGAACAAAAUGGAGCCGGUUCGUGUACAUGUAAUGAAGAUCACUUUGGAAAUCCAUACGAAGGAUGUCGUCCAGAAUGCGUUCUAAACUCCGAUUGUCCUUCGAACAGAGCUUGCGUCAGGAAUAAAUGUCAAGAUCCUUGUCCAGGAACAUGUGGACAAAACGCACAAUGUCAGGUCGUAAACCACUUACCAUCAUGUACUUGCAUCACUGGAUUCGAAGGCGAUCCGUUCAGAUACUGUAGUGUCCAAAAGGAUGAACCAAAGAAGGAUUAUGUUAAUCCUUGCCAACCCAGCCCAUGUGGUCCAAAUAGCCAAUGUCGUGAGGUCAACGGUCAGGGAGUUUGUUCUUGCUUACCCACUUACAUUGGAAGCCCUCCAGGAUGUCGCCCUGAAUGUGUCAGUAGUUCUGAAUGUUCCCUAGACAAGGCCUGUGUCAAUCAAAAAUGUGUUGAUCCAUGUCCUGGAACUUGUGGUACUAAUGCCAGAUGUAAUACCCGAAAUCACAGUCCAAUUUGUUCUUGUCAAUCUGGAUAUACCGGAGAUCCAUUCACAAGAUGUUCCCCUAUUCCACCACCCACACAAAACAACCCAAUAGUAGUCCGUGAUCCAUGUGUUCCUUCUCCGUGUGGACCAAAUUCACAAUGCAGAAGCUUCAAUGAAGCACCUUCGUGCUCUUGUAUUGGAGGUUAUAUUGGAUCGCCACCGAAUUGUAGACCAGAGUGCACCAUCAACGCAGAAUGCUCAAGUAAUCAGGCUUGUAUGAACGAAAAAUGUAGAGAUCCUUGUCCUGGAUCAUGUGGAAUUGGAGCCAGAUGUAACGUCAUCAAUCAUACACCAGUUUGUACCUGUGACGUUGGAUAUACCGGAGAUCCAUUUACCAACUGUUAUCCCGCACCUCCAAUUCCUCCACAGCAAGAUCCUAUUGAUCCAUGUAAUCCUUCACCUUGUGGAUCAAAUGCACUGUGUAACAAUGGAAUCUGUACUUGCAUGACAGAAUAUCAAGGUGAUCCAUAUCAAGGAUGUAGACCCGAAUGUGUACUGAAUUCUGAUUGUGCACGUGAUAAGGCAUGCAUUCGAAAUAAAUGCAUUGAUCCAUGUCCCGGAACAUGUGGACAAGACGCUAUAUGUGAAGUAAUCAACCAUAUUCCGAUGUGUAGUUGUCCAAAAGGAAGGGCCGGAAAUGCAUUCUUAGAAUGUAGACCACAACAAGAUCCAGUGAAGACCAAUCCUUGUAGUCCAUCUCCAUGUGGUCCCAAUAGCCAGUGUCGAGAAAUCAAUGGACAGGGUGUUUGUUCUUGUGUACCAGGUUUCAUUGGGAGUCCACCAAUGUGUAGACCAGAAUGUGUUGUAAGCUCAGAAUGUCCACAAAAUCAAGCAUGCAAUAAUCAGAAAUGUAGAGAUCCUUGUCCAGGAACAUGUGGCAUUGGAGCACGAUGUUCAGUGGUAAACCAUAAUCCUAUAUGUAGUUGCCCAGAACGAAUGACUGGUGAUCCAUUUGUCCGUUGUCAACCUAUGAUUGAACCAUCUGUUCCUAUAACUCCCAUAAACCCAUGUCAACCAUCUCCUUGUGGGCCUAACGCUGAAUGUAGACCUGUCGGAGAUUCUCCCUCAUGUACAUGUCGAGAGAAUAUGAUCGGAGCUCCUCCAAAUUGUCGACCUGAAUGUGUAAGCAACGCGGAGUGUUCCAGCAAUCUUGCAUGUAUCAAACAGAAAUGUCAGGAUCCAUGUACAAACGCAUGUGGAUCAAAUGCUGAAUGCAGAGUAGUUAGUCAUACACCCAUGUGCAUUUGCGCAGUCGGGUUCACAGGUGAUCCAUUCACUCAGUGUUCCACAAUACAACAAGACGUUCCAAGAGAACCCAUUUCACCAUGUAUUCCAAGUCCUUGUGGAGCAAACGCUUUCUGCAGAGAACAAAAUGGAGCCGGUUCAUGUACAUGUAAUGAAGAUCACUUUGGAAAUCCAUACGAAGGAUGUCGUCCAGAAUGCGUUCUAAACUCCGAUUGUCCUUCAAACAGAGCUUGCGUCAGGAAUAAAUGUCAAGAUCCUUGUCCAGGAACAUGUGGACAGAACGCACAAUGUCAGGUCGUAAACCACUUACCAUCAUGUACUUGCAUCACUGGAUUCGAAGGCGAUCCGUUCAGAUACUGUAGUGUCCAAAAGGAUGAACCAAAGAAGGAUUAUGUUAAUCCUUGCCAACCCAGCCCAUGUGGUCCAAAUAGCCAAUGUCGUGAGGUCAACGGUCAGGGAGUUUGUUCUUGCUUACCCACUUACAUUGGAAGCCCUCCAGGAUGUCGCCCUGAAUGUGUCAGUAGUUCUGAAUGUCCUCUAGACAAGGCUUGUGUCAAUCAAAAGUGUGUUGGCCCUUGUCCUGGAACUUGUGGUACUAAUGCCAGAUGUAAUACCAAGAACCACAGUCCCAUUUGUUCUUGUCAAUCUGGAUAUACCGGAGAUCCAUUCACAAGAUGUUUCCCUAUUACACCACCCACACAAAACAACCCAAUAGUGGUCCGUGAUCCAUGUGUUCCUUCUCCGUGUGGACCAAAUUCACAAUGCAGAAACUUUAAUGAAGCACCUUCGUGCUCUUGUAUUGGAGGUUAUAUUGGAUCGCCACCGAAUUGUAGACCAGAGUGCACCAUCAACGCAGAAUGCUCAAGUAAUCAGGCUUGUAUGAACGAAAAAUGUAGAGAUCCUUGUCCUGGAUCAUGUGGAAUUGGAGCCAGAUGUAACGUCAUCAAUCAUACACCAGUUUGUACCUGUGACGUUGGUUAUACCGGAGAUCCAUUUACGAACUGUUAUCCCGCACCUCCGCCUCCACAGCAAGAUCCUAUUGAUCCAUGUAAUCCUUCACCUUGUGGAUCAAAUGCACUGUGUAACAAUGGAAUCUGUACUUGCAUGACAGAAUAUCAAGGUGAUCCAUAUCAAGGAUGUAGACCCGAAUGUGUACUAAAUUCUGAUUGUGCACGGGAUAAGGCAUGCAUUCGAAAUAAAUGCAUUGAUCCAUGUCCCGGAACAUGUGGACAAGACGCUAUAUGUGAAGUAAUCAACCAUAUUCCGAUGUGUAGUUGUCCAAAAGGAAGGGCCGGAAAUGCAUUCUUAGAAUGUAGACCACAACAAGAUCCAGUGAAGACCAAUCCUUGUAGUCCAUCUCCAUGUGGUCCCAAUAGCCAGUGUCGAGAAAUCAAUGGACAGGGUGUUUGUUCUUGUGUACCAGGUUACAUUGGAAGUCCACCAAUGUGUAGACCAGAAUGUGUUGUAAGCUCAGAAUGUCCACAAAAUCAAGCAUGCAAUAAUCAAAAAUGUAGAGAUCCUUGUCCAGGAACAUGUGGCAUUGGAGCACGAUGUUCAGUGGUAAACCAUAAUCCUAUAUGUAGUUGCCAAGAACGAAUGACUGGUGAUCCAUUUGUCCGUUGUCAACCUAUGAUUGAACCAUCUGUUCCUAUAACUCCUAUAAACCCAUGUCAACCUUCUCCUUGUGGGCCUAACGCUGAAUGUAGACCUGUCGGAGAUUCUCCCUCAUGUACAUGUCGAGAGGAUAUGAUCGGAGCUCCUCCAAAUUGCCGACCUGAAUGUGUAAGCAACGCUGAAUGCUCCAGCAAUCUUGCAUGUAUCAGGCAGAAAUGCCAAGAUCCAUGUACAAACGCAUGUGGAUCGAAUGCUGAAUGCAGAGUAGUUAGUCAUACACCCAUGUGCAUUUGCGCAGUCGGGUUCACAGGUGAUCCAUUUACUCAGUGUUCUGUAGUACAACAAGACGUUACAAGAGAACCCAUUUCACCAUGUAUUCCAAGUCCUUGUGGAGCGAACGCUAACUGUAGAGAACAAAAUGGAGCAGGUUCUUGUACAUGUGUUGAAGAUCACUUUGGAAAUCCAUACGAAGGAUGUCGUCCAGAAUGCGUUCUAAACUCAGAUUGUCCUUCGAAUAGAGCUUGCAUCAGGAAUAAAUGUCAAGAUCCUUGUCCAGGAACAUGUGGACAAAACGCACAAUGUCAGGUCGUAAACCACUUACCAUCAUGUACUUGCAUAUUUGGAUUCGGAGGAGAUCCGUUCAAAUACUGUACAGCCCAAAAGGAUGAACAAAUCGUGGAUUAUGUAAAUCCUUGCCAGCCCAGUCCAUGUGGUCCAAAUAGCCAAUGUCGUGAGGUCAACGGUCAGGGAGUUUGUUCUUGUUUACCAACUUACAUUGGAAGCCCUCCAGGAUGUCGCCCUGAAUGUGUCAGUAGUUCUGAAUGUCCCCUAGACAAGGCAUGUGUCAAUCAAAAAUGUGUUGAUCCUUGUCCUGGAACUUGUGGUACUAAUGCCAGAUGUAACACCAGAAAUCACAGUCCCAUUUGUUCUUGUCAAUCUGGAUAUACCGGAGAUCCAUUCACAAGAUGUUUCCCUAUUCCACCACCCACACAAAACAACCCAAUAGUAGUCCGUGAUCCAUGUGUUCCUUCUCCGUGUGGACCAAAUUCACAAUGUAGAAACUUCAAUGAAGCACCUUCGUGCUCUUGUGUAGGAGGUUAUAUUGGAUCGCCACCAAAUUGUAGACCAGAGUGCACCAUCAACGCAGAAUGCUCAAGUAAUCAGGCUUGUAUGAACGAAAAAUGUAGAGAUCCUUGUCCGGGAUCAUGUGGAAUUGGAGCCAGAUGUAACGUCAUCAAUCAUACACCAGUUUGUACCUGUGACGUUGGAUAUACCGGAGAUCCAUUUACGAACUGUUAUCCCGCACCUCAACCUCCACAACAAGAUCCUAUUGAUCCAUGUAAUCCUUCACCUUGUGGAUCAAAUGCACUGUGUAACAAUGGAAUCUGUACUUGCAUGACAGAAUAUCAAGGUGAUCCAUAUCAAGGAUGUAGACCCGAAUGUGUACUGAAUUCUGAUUGUGCACGUGAUAAGGCAUGCAUUCGAAAUAAAUGCAUUGAUCCAUGUCCCGGAACAUGUGGACAAGACGCUAUAUGUGAAGUAAUCAACCAUAUUCCGAUGUGUAGUUGUCCAAAAGGAAGGGCCGGAAAUGCAUUCUUAGAAUGUAGACCUCAACAAGAUCCAGUGAAGACCAAUCCUUGUAGUCCAUCUCCAUGUGGUCCUAAUAGCCAGUGUCGAGAAAUCAAUGGACAGGGUGUUUGUUCUUGUGUACCAGGUUUCAUUGGAAGUCCACCAAUGUGUAGACCAGAAUGUGUUGUAAGCUCAGAAUGUCCACAAAAUCAAGCAUGCAAUAAUCAGAAAUGUAGAGAUCCUUGUCCAGGAACAUGUGGCAUUGGUGCACGAUGUUCAGUGGUGAACCAUAAUCCUAUAUGUAGUUGCUCAGAACGAAUGACUGGUGAUCCAUUUGUCCGUUGUCAACCUAUGAUUGAACCAUCUGUUCCUAUAACUCCCAUAAACCCAUGUCAACCAUCUCCUUGUGGGCCUAACGCUGAGUGUAGACCUGUCGGAGAUUCUCCCUCAUGUACAUGUCGAGAGAAUAUGAUCGGAGCUCCUCCAAAUUGUCGACCUGAAUGUGUAAGCAACGCGGAGUGUUCCAGCAAUCUUGCAUGUAUCAGACAGAAAUGUCAGGAUCCAUGUACAAACGCAUGUGGAUUAAAUGCUGAAUGCAGAGUAGUUAGUCAUACACCCAUGUGCAUUUGCGCAGUCGGGUUCACAGGUGAUCCAUUCACUCAGUGUUCCACAAUACAACAAGACGUUCCAAGAGAACCCAUUUCACCAUGUAUUCCAAGUCCUUGUGGAGCAAACGCUUUCUGCAGAGAACAAAAUGGAGCCGGUUCGUGUACAUGUAAUGAAGAUCACUUUGGAAAUCCAUACGAAGGAUGUCGUCCAGAAUGCGUUCUAAACUCCGAUUGUCCUUCGAACAAAGCUUGCGUCAGGAAUAAAUGUCAAGAUCCUUGUCCAGGAACAUGUGGACAGAACGCACAAUGUCAGGUCGUAAACCACUUACCAUCGUGUACAUGCAUCAGUGGAUUCGGAGGAGAUCCGUUCAGAUACUGUAGUGUUCAAAAGGAUGAAAACAUCAUGGAUUAUGUAAAUCCUUGCCAACCCAGUCCAUGUGGUCCAAAUAGCCAAUGUCGUGAGGUCAACGGUCAGGGAGUUUGUUCUUGUUUACCCACUUACAUUGGAAGCCCUCCAGGAUGUCGCCCUGAAUGUGUCAGUAGUUCUGAAUGUCCCCUAAACAAGGCCUGUGUCAAUCAAAAAUGUGUUGAUCCUUGUCCUGGAACUUGUGGUACUAAUGCCAGAUGUAACACCAGAAAUCACAGUCCCAUUUGUUCUUGUCAAUCUGGAUAUACCGGAGAUCCAUUCACAAGAUGUUUCCCUAUUCCACCACCCACACAAAACAACCCAAUAGUAGUCCGUGAUCCAUGUGUUCCUUCUCCGUGUGGACCAAAUUCACAAUGUAGAAACUUCAAUGAAGCACCUUCUUGCUCUUGUGUAGGAGGUUAUAUUGGAUCGCCACCAAAUUGUAGACCAGAGUGCACCAUCAACGCAGAAUGCUCAAGUAAUCAGGCUUGUAUGAACGAAAAAUGUAGAGAUCCUUGUCCUGGAUCAUGUGGAAUUGGAGCCAGAUGUAACGUCAUCAAUCAUACACCAGUUUGUACCUGUGACGUUGGAUAUACCGGAGAUCCAUUUACGAACUGUUAUCCCGCACCUCCGCCUCCACAGCAAGAUCCUAUUGAUCCAUGUAAUCCUUCACCUUGUGGAUCAAAUGCACUGUGUAACAAUGGAAUCUGUACUUGCAUGACAGAAUAUCGAGGUGAUCCAUAUCAAGGAUGUAGACCCGAAUGUGUACUGAAUUCUGAUUGUGCACGUGAUAAAGCAUGUAUUCGAAACAAAUGCAUUGAUCCAUGUCCUGGAACAUGUGGACAGGAUGCCGUGUGUGAAGUAAUCAACCAUAUUCCGAUGUGUAGUUGUCCAAAAGGAAGGGCCGGAAAUGCAUUUUUAGAAUGCAGACCUCAACAAGAACCAGUGAAGACCAAUCCGUGUAGUCCAUCUCCUUGUGGUCCCAAUAGCCAGUGUCGAGAAAUCAAUGGACAGGGUGUUUGUUCUUGUGUACCAGGUUUCAUUGGAAGUCCACCAAUGUGUAGACCAGAAUGUGUUGUAAGCUCAGAAUGUCCACAAAAUCAAGCAUGCAAUAAUCAGAAAUGUAGAGAUCCUUGUCCAGGAACAUGUGGCAUUGGAGCACGAUGUUCAGUGGUAAACCAUAAUCCUAUAUGUAGUUGCCCAGAACGAAUGACUGGCGAUCCAUUUGUCCGUUGUCAACCUAUGAUUGAACCACUUGUUCAAAUGACUUCCAUAAACCCAUGUCAACCAUCUCCUUGUGGGCCUAACGCUGAAUGUAGACCUGUCGGAGAUUCUCCCUCAUGUACAUGUCGAGAGAAUAUGAUCGGAGCUCCUCCAAAUUGUCGACCUGAAUGUGUAAGCAACGCGGAGUGUUCCAGCAAUCUUGCAUGUAUCAGACAGAAAUGUCAGGAUCCAUGUACAAACGCAUGUGGAUCGAAUGCUGAAUGCAGAGUACUUAGUCAUACACCGAUGUGCAUUUGCGCAGUCGGGUUCACAGGUGAUCCAUUCACUCAGUGUUCUGCAAUACAACAAGACGUUCCAAGAGAACCCAUUUCACCAUGUGUUCCAAGUCCUUGUGGAGCAAAUGCUUUCUGCAGAGAACAAAAUGGAGCCGGUUCAUGUACCUGUAAUGAAGAUCACUUUGGAAAUCCAUACGAAGGAUGUCGUCCAGAAUGUGUUUUGAACUCCGAUUGUCCUUCGAAUAGAGCUUGCGUCAGAAAUAAAUGUCAAGAUCCUUGUCCUGGAACAUGUGGACAGAACGCACAAUGUCAGGUCGUAAACCACUUACCAUCAUGUACUUGCAUCAGUGGAUUCGAAGGAGAUCCGUUCAGAUACUGUAGUGUCCAAAAGGAUGAACCAAUCAAGGAGUAUGUAAAUCCUUGCCAACCCAGCCCAUGUGGUCCAAAUAGCCAAUGCCGUGAGGUCAACGGUCAGGGAGUUUGUUCUUGUUUACCCACUUACAUUGGAAGCCCUCCAGGAUGUCGCCCUGAAUGUGUCAGUAGUUCUGAAUGUCCCCUAGACAAGGCCUGUGUCAAUCAAAAGUGUGUUGACCCUUGUCCUGGAACUUGUGGUACUAAUGCCAGAUGUAAUACCCGAAAUCACAGUCCCAUUUGUUCUUGUCAAUCUGGAUAUACCGGAGAUCCAUUCACAAGAUGUUUCCCUAUUCCACCACCCACACAAAACAACCCAAUAGUAGUCCGUGAUCCAUGUGUUCCUUCUCCGUGUGGACCAAAUUCACAAUGCAGAAACUUCAAUGAAGCACCUUCGUGCUCAUGCACGGGAGGUUACAUUGGAUCACCACCGAAUUGUAGACCAGAGUGCACCAUCAACGCAGAAUGCUCAAGUAAUCAGGCUUGUAUGAACGAAAAAUGUAGAGAUCCUUGUCCUGGAUCAUGUGGAAUUGGAGCCAGAUGUAACGUCAUCAAUCAUACACCAGUUUGUACCUGUGACGUUGGUUAUACCGGAGAUCCAUUUACCAACUGUUAUCCCGCACCUCCGCCUCCACAGCAAGAUCCUAUUGAUCCAUGUAAUCCUUCACCUUGUGGAUCAAAUGCACUGUGUAACAAUGGAAUCUGUACUUGCAUGACAGAAUAUCAAGGUGAUCCAUAUCAAGGAUGUAGACCUGAAUGUGUACUGAAUUCUGAUUGUGCACGUGAUAAAACAUGUAUUCGAAGCAAAUGUAUUGAUCCAUGUCCUGGAACAUGUGGACAGGAUGCCGUGUGUGAAGUAAUAAACCAUAUUCCGAUGUGUAGUUGUCCAAAAGGAAAGGCCGGAAAUGCAUUUUUAGAAUGCAGACCUCAACAAGAACCAGUGAAGACCAAUCCGUGUAGUCCAUCUCCUUGUGGUCCCAAUAGCCAGUGUCGAGAAAUCAAUGGACAGGGUGUUUGUUCUUGUGUACCAGGUUUCAUUGGGAGUCCACCAAUGUGUAGACCAGAAUGUGUUGUAAGCUCAGAAUGUCCACAAAAUCAAGCAUGCAAUAAUCAGAAAUGUAGAGAUCCUUGUCCAGGAACAUGUGGCAUUGGAGCACGAUGUUCAGUGGUAAACCAUAAUCCUAUAUGUAGUUGCCCAGAACGAAUGACUGGUGAUCCAUUUGUCCGUUGUCAACCUAUGAUUGAACCACUUGUUCAAAUGACUUCCAUAAACCCAUGUCAACCAUCUCCUUGUGGGCCUAACGCUGAAUGUAGACCUGUCGGAGAUUCUCCCUCAUGUACAUGUCGAGAGAAUAUGAUCGGAGCUCCUCCAAAUUGUCGACCUGAAUGUGUAAGCAACGCGGAGUGUUCCAGCAAUCUUGCAUGUAUCAGACAGAAAUGUCAGGAUCCAUGUACAAACGCAUGUGGAUCGAAUGCUGAAUGCAGAGUAGUUAGUCAUACACCGAUGUGCAUUUGCGCAGUCGAGUUCACAGGUGAUCCAUUCACUCAGUGUUCCACAAUACAACAAGACGUUCCAAGAGAACCCAUUUCACCAUGUGUUCCAAGUCCUUGUGGAGCCAAUGCUUUCUGCAGAGAACAAAAUGGAGCCGGUUCAUGUACCUGUAAUGAAGAUCACUUUGGAAAUCCAUACGAAGGAUGUCGUCCAGAAUGUGUUUUGAACUCCGAUUGUCCUUCGAAUAGAGCUUGCGUCAGAAAUAAAUGUCAAGAUCCUUGUCCUGGAACAUGUGGACAGAACGCACAAUGUCAGGUCGUAAACCACUUACCAUCAUGUACUUGCAUCAGUGGAUUCGAAGGAGAUCCGUUCAGAUACUGUAGUGUCCAAAAGGAUGAACCAAUCAAGGAGUAUGUAAAUCCUUGCCAACCCAGCCCAUGUGGUCCAAAUAGCCAAUGCCGUGAGGUCAACGGUCAGGGAGUUUGUUCUUGUUUACCCACUUACAUUGGAAGCCCUCCAGGAUGUCGCCCUGAAUGUGUCAGUAGUUCUGAAUGUCCCCUAGACAAGGCCUGUGUCAAUCAAAAGUGUGUUGACCCUUGUCCUGGAACUUGUGGUACUAAUGCCAGAUGUAAUACCCGAAAUCACAGUCCCAUUUGUUCUUGUCAAUCUGGAUAUACCGGAGAUCCAUUCACAAGAUGUUUCCCUAUUCCACCACCCACGCAAAACAACCCAAUAGUAGUCCGUGAACCAUGUGUUCCUUCUCCGUGUGGACCAAAUUCACAAUGCAGAAACUUCAAUGAAGCACCUUCGUGCUCAUGCACGGGAGGCUACAUUGGAUCACCACCGAAUUGUAGACCAGAGUGCACUAUCAAUGCAGAAUGCUCAAGUAAUCAGGCUUGUAUGAACGAAAAAUGUAGAGAUCCUUGUCCGGGAUCAUGUGGAAUUGGAGCCAGAUGUAACGUCAUCAAUCAUACACCAGUUUGUACCUGUGACGUUGGAUAUACCGGAGAUCCAUUCACCAACUGUUAUCCCGCACCUCAACCUCCACAACAAGAUCCUAUUGAUCCAUGUAAUCCUUCACCUUGUGGAUCAAAUGCACUGUGUAACAAUGGAAUCUGUACUUGCAUGACAGAAUAUCGAGGUGAUCCAUAUCAAGGAUGUAGACCUGAAUGUGUACUGAAUUCUGAUUGUGCACGUGAUAAAGCAUGUAUUCGAAGCAAAUGUAUUGAUCCAUGUCCUGGAACAUGUGGACAGGAUGCCGUGUGUGAAGUAAUCAACCAUAUUCCGAUGUGUAGUUGUCCAAAAGGAAGGGCCGGAAAUGCAUUCUUAGAAUGUAGACCACAACAAGAUCCAGUGAAGACCAAUCCUUGUAGUCCAUCUCCAUGUGGUCCUAAUAGCCAGUGUCGAGAAAUCAAUGGACAGGGUGUUUGUUCUUGUGUACCAGGUUUCAUUGGAAGUCCACCAAUGUGUAGACCAGAAUGUGUUGUAAGCUCAGAAUGUCCACAAAAUCAAGCAUGCAAUAAUCAGAAAUGUAGAGAUCCUUGUCCAGGAACAUGUGGCAUUGGAGCACGAUGUUCAGUGGUAAACCAUAAUCCUAUAUGUAGUUGCCCAGAACGAAUGACUGGUGAUCCAUUUGUCCGUUGUCAACCUAUGAUUGAACCACUUGUUCAAAUGACUUCCAUAAACCCAUGUCAACCAUCUCCUUGUGGGCCUAACGCUGAAUGUAGACCUGUCGGAGAUUCUCCCUCAUGUACAUGUCGAGAGAAUAUGAUCGGAGCUCCUCCAAAUUGUCGACCUGAAUGUGUAAGCAACGCGGAGUGUUCCAGCAAUCUUGCAUGUAUCAGGCAGAAAUGUCAGGAUCCAUGUACAAACGCAUGUGGAUCAAAUGCUGAAUGCAGAGUAGUUAGUCAUACACCCAUGUGCAUUUGCGCAGUCGGGUUCACAGGUGAUCCAUUCACUCAGUGUUCCACAAUACAACAAGACGUUUCAAGAGAACCCAUUUCACCAUGUCUUCCAAGUCCUUGUGGAGCAAAUGCUUUCUGCAGAGAACAAAAUGGAGCCGGUUCAUGUACCUGUAAUGAAGAUCACUUUGGAAAUCCAUACGAAGGAUGUCGUCCAGAAUGUGUUUUGAACUCCGAUUGUCCUUCGAAUAGAGCUUGCGUCAGAAAUAAAUGUCAAGAUCCUUGUCCUGGAACAUGUGGACAGAACGCACAAUGUCAGGUCGUAAACCACUUACCAUCAUGUACUUGCAUCAGUGGAUUCGAAGGAGAUCCGUUCAGAUACUGUAGUGUCCAAAAGGAUGAACCAAUCAAGGAGUAUGUAAAUCCUUGCCAACCCAGCCCAUGUGGUCCAAAUAGCCAAUGCCGUGAGGUCAACGGUCAGGGAGUUUGUUCUUGUUUACCCACUUACAUUGGAAGCCCUCCAGGAUGUCGCCCUGAAUGUGUCAGUAGUUCUGAAUGUCCCCUAGACAAGGCCUGUGUCAAUCAAAAGUGUGUUGACCCUUGUCCUGGAACUUGUGGUACUAAUGCCAGAUGUAAUACCAGGAACCACAGUCCCAUUUGUUCUUGUCAAUCUGGAUAUACCGGAGAUCCAUUCACAAGAUGUUUCCCUAUUCCACCACCCAUACAAAACAACCCAAUAGUAGUCCGUGAUCCAUGUGUUCCUUCUCCGUGUGGACCAAAUUCACAAUGCAGAAACUUCAAUGAAUCACCUUCGUGCUCAUGCACAGGAGGUUACAUUGGAUCACCACCGAAUUGUAGACCAGAGUGCACCAUCAAUGCAGAAUGCUCGAGUAAUCAGGCUUGUAUGAACGAAAAAUGUAGAGAUCCUUGUCCUGGAUCAUGUGGAAUUGGAGCCAGAUGUAACGUCAUCAAUCAUACACCAGUUUGUACCUGUGACGUUGGUUAUACCGGAGAUCCAUUUACCAACUGUUAUCCCGCACCUCCGCCUCCACAGCAAGAUCCUAUUGAUCCAUGUAAUCCUUCACCUUGUGGAUCAAAUGCACUGUGUAACAAUGGAAUCUGUACUUGCAUGACAGAAUAUCAAGGUGAUCCAUAUCAAGGAUGUAGACCCGAAUGUGUACUGAAUUCUGAUUGUGCACGUGAUAAGGCAUGCAUUCGAAAUAAAUGCAUUGAUCCAUGUCCCGGAACAUGUGGACAAGACGCUAUAUGUGAAGUAAUCAACCAUAUUCCGAUGUGUAGUUGUCCAAAAGGAAGGGCCGGAAAUGCAUUCUUAGAAUGUAGACCACAACAAGAUCCAGUGAAGACCAAUCCUUGUAGUCCAUCUCCAUGUGGUCCCAAUAGCCAGUGUCGAGAAAUCAAUGGACAGGGUGUUUGUUCUUGUGUACCAGGUUUCAUUGGGAGUCCACCAAUGUGUAGACCAGAAUGUGUUGUAAGCUCAGAAUGUCCACAAAAUCAAGCAUGCAAUAAUCAGAAAUGUACCGAUCCUUGUCCAGGAACAUGUGGCAUUGGAGCACGAUGUUCAGUGGUAAACCAUAAUCCUAUAUGUAGUUGCCCAGAACGAAUGACUGGCGAUCCAUUUGUCCGUUGUCAACCUAUGAUUGAACCACUUGUUCAAAUGACUUCCAUAAACCCAUGUCAACCAUCUCCUUGUGGGCCUAACGCUGAAUGUAAACCUGUCGGAGAUUCUCCCUCAUGUACAUGUCGAGAGAAUAUGAUCGGAGCUCCUCCAAAUUGUCGACCUGAAUGUGUAAGCAACGCGGAGUGUUCCAGCAAUCUUGCAUGUAUCAGGCAGAAAUGUCAGGAUCCAUGUACAAACGCAUGUGGAUCAAAUGCUGAAUGCAGAGUAGUUAGUCAUACACCCAUGUGCAUUUGCGCAGUCGGGUUCACAGGUGAUCCAUUCACUCAGUGUUCCACAAUACAACAAGACGUUCCAAGAGAACCCAUUUCACCAUGUAUUCCAAGUCCUUGUGGAGCGAACGCUAACUGUAGAGAACAAAAUGGAGCCGGUUCAUGUACCUGUAGUGAAGAUCACUUUGGAAAUCCAUACGAAGGAUGUCGUCCAGAAUGUGUUUUGAACUCCGAUUGUCCUUCGAAUAGAGCUUGCGUCAGAAAUAAAUGUCAGGAUCCUUGUCCAGGAACAUGUGGACAAAACGCACAAUGUCAGGUCGUAAACCACUUACCAUCAUGUACUUGCAUCAGUGGAUUCGAAGGAGAUCCGUUCAGAUACUGUAGUGUCCAAAAGGAUGAACCAAUCAAGGAGUAUGUAAAUCCUUGCCAACCCAGCCCAUGUGGUCCAAAUAGCCAAUGCCGUGAGGUCAACGGUCAGGGAGUUUGUUCUUGUUUACCCACUUACAUUGGAAGCCCUCCAGGAUGUCGCCCUGAAUGUGUCAGUAGUUCUGAAUGUCCCCUAGACAAGGCCUGUGUCAAUCAAAAGUGUGUUGACCCUUGUCCUGGAACUUGUGGUACUAAUGCCAGAUGUAAUACCAGGAACCACAGUCCCAUUUGUUCUUGUCAAUCUGGAUAUACCGGAGAUCCAUUCACAAGAUGUUUCCCUAUUCCACCACCCAUACAAAACAACCCAAUAGUAGUCCGUGAUCCAUGUGUUCCUUCUCCGUGUGGACCAAAUUCACAAUGCAGAAACUUCAAUGAAUCACCUUCGUGCUCAUGCACAGGAGGUUACAUUGGAUCACCACCGAAUUGUAGACCAGAGUGCACCAUCAAUGCAGAAUGCUCGAGUAAUCAGGCUUGUAUGAACGAAAAAUGUAGAGAUCCUUGUCCUGGAUCAUGUGGAAUUGGAGCCAGAUGUAACGUCAUCAAUCAUACACCAGUUUGUACCUGUGACGUUGGUUAUACCGGAGAUCCAUUUACCAACUGUUAUCCCGCAUCUCCGCCUCCACAGCAAGAUCCUAUUGAUCCAUGUAAUCCUUCACCUUGUGGAUCAAAUGCACUGUGUAACAAUGGAAUCUGUACUUGCAUGACAGAAUAUCAAGGUGAUCCAUAUCAAGGAUGUAGACCCGAAUGUGUACUGAAUUCUGAUUGUGCACGUGAUAAGGCAUGCAUUCGAAAUAAAUGCAUUGAUCCAUGUCCCGGAACAUGUGGACAAGACGCUAUAUGUGAAGUAAUCAACCAUAUUCCGAUGUGUAGUUGUCCAAAAGGAAGGGCCGGAAAUGCAUUCUUAGAAUGUAGACCACAACAAGAUCCAGUGAAGACCAAUCCUUGUAGUCCAUCUCCAUGUGGUCCUAAUAGCCAGUGUCGAGAAAUCAAUGGACAGGGUGUUUGUUCUUGUGUACCAGGUUACAUUGGAAGUCCACCAAUGUGUAGACCAGAAUGUGUUGUAAGCUCAGAAUGUCCACAAAAUCAAGCAUGCAAUAAUCAAAAAUGUAGAGAUCCUUGUCCAGGAACAUGUGGCAUUGGAGCACGAUGUUCAGUGGUAAACCAUAAUCCUAUAUGUAGUUGCCCAGAACGAAUGACUGGUGAUCCAUUUGUCCGUUGUCAACCUAUGAUUGAACCACUUGUUCAAAUGACUUCCAUAAACCCAUGUCAACCAUCUCCUUGUGGGCCUAACGCUGAAUGUAGACCUGUCGGAGAUUCUCCCUCAUGUACAUGUCGAGAGAAUAUGAUCGGAGCUCCUCCAAAUUGUCGACCUGAAUGUGUAAGCAACGCGGAGUGUUCCAGCAAUCUUGCAUGUAUCAGGCAGAAAUGUCAGGAUCCAUGUACAAACGCAUGUGGAUCAAAUGCUGAAUGCAGAGUAGUUAGUCAUACACCCAUGUGCAUUUGCGCAGUCGGGUUCACAGGUGAUCCAUUCACUCAGUGUUCCACAAUACAACAAGACGUUUCAAGAGAACCCAUUUCACCAUGUCUUCCAAGUCCUUGUGGAGCAAAUGCUUUCUGCAGAGAACAAAAUGGAGCCGGUUCAUGUACCUGUAAUGAAGAUCACUUUGGAAAUCCAUACGAAGGAUGUCGUCCAGAAUGUGUUUUGAACUCCGAUUGUCCUUCGAAUAGAGCUUGCGUCAGAAAUAAAUGUCAGGAUCCUUGUCCAGGAACAUGUGGACAAAACGCACAAUGUCAGGUCGUAAACCACUUACCAUCAUGUACUUGCAUCAGUGGAUUCGAAGGAGAUCCGUUCAGAUACUGUAGUGUCCAAAAGGAUGAACCAAUCAAGGAGUAUGUAAAUCCUUGCCAACCCAGCCCAUGUGGUCCAAAUAGCCAAUGCCGUGAGGUCAACGGUCAGGGAGUUUGUUCUUGCUUACCCACUUACAUUGGAAGCCCUCCAGGAUGUCGCCCUGAAUGUGUCAGUAGUUCUGAAUGUCCCUUAGACAAGGCUUGUGUCAAUCAAAAGUGUGUUGACCCUUGUCCUGGAACUUGUGGUACUAAUGCCAGAUGUAAUACCCGAAAUCACAGUCCCAUUUGUUCUUGUCAAUCUGGAUAUACCGGAGAUCCAUUCACAAGAUGUUUCCCUAUUCCACCACCCGAGUCAGGUAACCCAAUAACAGUUCGUGAUCCAUGUGUUCCUUCUCCGUGUGGACCAAAUUCACAAUGCAGAAACAUCAAUGAAGCACCUUCGUGCUCUUGUGUAGGAGGUUAUAUUGGAUCGCCACCGAAUUGUAGACCAGAGUGCACCAUCAACGCAGAAUGCUCAAGUAAUCAGGCUUGUAUGAACGAAAAAUGUAGAGAUCCUUGUCCGGGAUCAUGUGGAAUUGGAGCCAGAUGUAACGUCAUCAAUCAUACACCAGUUUGUACCUGUGACGUUGGAUAUACCGGAGAUCCAUUCACCAACUGUUAUCCCGCACCUCAACCUCCACAACAAGAUCCUAUUGAUCCAUGUAAUCCUUCACCUUGUGGAUCAAAUGCACUGUGUAACAAUGGAAUCUGUACUUGCAUGACAGAAUAUCGAGGUGAUCCAUAUCAAGGAUGUAGACCCGAAUGUGUACUGAAUUCUGAUUGUGCACGUGAUAAAGCAUGUAUUCGAAACAAAUGCAUUGAUCCAUGUCCUGGAACAUGUGGACAGGAUGCCGUGUGUGAAGUAAUCAACCAUAUUCCGAUGUGUAGUUGUCCGAAGGGCAGGGCCGGAAAUGCAUUCUUAGAAUGCAGACCUCAACAAGAUCCAGUGAACACCAAUCCGUGUAGUCCAUCUCCAUGUGGUCCUAAUAGCCAGUGUCGAGAAAUCAAUGGACAGGGUGUUUGUUCUUGUGUACAAGGUUUCAUUGGAAGUCCACCAAUGUGUAGACCAGAAUGUAUUGUAAGCUCAGAAUGUCCACAAAAUCAAGCAUGCAAUAAUCAGAAAUGUAGAGAUCCUUGUCCAGGAACAUGUGGCAUUGGAGCACGAUGUUCAGUGGUAAACCAUAAUCCUAUAUGUAGUUGCCCAGAACGAAUGACAGGUGAUCCAUUUGUCCGCUGUCAACCUAUGAUUGAACCAUCUGUUCCUAUAACUCCCAUAAACCCAUGUCAACCAUCUCCUUGUGGUCCUAACGCUGAGUGUAGACCUGUCGGAGAUUCUCCCUCAUGUACAUGUCGAGAGGAUAUGAUCGGAGCUCCUCCAAAUUGUCGUCCUGAAUGUGUAAGCAACGCUGAAUGCUCCAGCAAUCUUGCAUGUAUCAGGCAGAAAUGUCAGGAUCCAUGUACAAACGCAUGUGGAUCAAAUGCUGAAUGCAGAGUAGUUAGUCAUACACCCAUGUGCAUUUGCGCAGUCGGGUUCACAGGUGAUCCAUUCACUCAGUGUUCUGCAAUACAACAAAACGUUUCAAGAGAACCCAUUUCACCAUGUCUUCCAAGUCCUUGUGGAGCAAACGCUUUCUGCAGAGAACAAAAUGGAGCCGGUUCAUGUACCUGUAAUGAAGAUCACUUUGGGAAUCCAUACGAAGGAUGUCGUCCAGAAUGCGUCAUAAACUCCGAUUGUCCUUCGAACAGAGCUUGCGUCAGGAAUAAAUGUCAAGAUCCUUGUCCUGGAACAUGUGGACAAAACGCACAAUGUCAGGUCGUAAACCACUUACCAUCAUGUACUUGCAUCAGUGGAUUCGAAGGAGAUCCGUUCAGAUACUGUAGUGUCCAAAAGGAUGAACCAAUCAAGGAGUAUGUAAAUCCUUGCCAACCCAGCCCAUGUGGUCCAAAUAGCCAAUGCCGUGAGGUCAACGGUCAGGGAGUUUGUUCUUGUUUACCCACUUACAUUGGAAGCCCUCCAGGAUGUCGCCCUGAAUGCGUCAGUAGUUCUGAAUGUCCCCUAGACAAGGCCUGUGUCAAUCAAAAAUGUGUAGAUCCUUGUCCUGGAACUUGUGGUACUAAUGCCAGAUGUAAUACCCGAAAUCACAGUCCAAUUUGUUCUUGUCAAUCUGGAUAUACCGGAGAUCCAUUCACAAGAUGUUUCCCUAUUCCACCACCCGAGUCAGGUAACCCAAUAACAGUUCGUGAUCCAUGUGUUCCUUCUCCGUGUGGACCAAAUUCACAAUGCAGAAACAUCAAUGGAGCACCUUCGUGUUCAUGCACAGGAGGUUACAUUGGAUCACCACCGAAUUGUAGACCAGAGUGCACCAUCAACGCAGAAUGCUCAAGUAAUCAGGCUUGUAUGAAUGAAAAAUGUAGAGAUCCUUGUCCUGGAUCAUGUGGAAUUAGAGCCAGAUGUAACGUCAUCAAUCAUACACCAGUUUGUACCUGUGACGUUGGAUAUACCGGAGAUCCAUUUAACAACUGUUAUCCCGCACCUCCGCCUCCACAACAAGAUCCUAUUGAUCCAUGUAAUCCUUCACCUUGUGGAUCAAAUGCACUGUGUAACAAUGGAAUCUGUACUUGCAUGACAGAAUAUCAAGGUGAUCCAUAUCAAGGAUGUAGACCCGAAUGUGUACUAAACUCUGAGUGUGCACGUGAUAAAGCAUGUAUUCGAAACAAAUGCAUUGAUCCAUGCCCUGGAACAUGUGGACAGGAUGCCGUGUGUGAAGUAAUCAACCAUAUUCCGAUGUGUAGUUGUCCAAAAGGAAGGGCCGGAAAUGCAUUUUUAGAAUGCAGACCUCAACAAGAACCAGUGAAGACCAAUCCGUGUAGUCCAUCUCCUUGUGGUCCCAAUAGCCAGUGUCGAGAAAUCAAUGGACAGGGUGUUUGUUCUUGUGUACAAGGUUUCAUUGGAAGUCCUCCUUUAUGUAGGCCAGAAUGUGUUGUAAGCUCAGAAUGUCCACAAAAUCAAGCAUGCAAUAAUCAGAAAUGCAGAGAUCCUUGCCCAGGAACAUGUGGCAUUGGAGCACGAUGUUCAGUGGUAAACCAUAAUCCUAUAUGUAGUUGCGCAGAACGAAUGACUGGUGAUCCAUUUGUCCGUUGUCAACCUAUGGUUGAACCAUCUGUUUCUAUAACUCCCAUAAACCCAUGUCAACCAUCUCCUUGUGGGCCUAACGCUGAAUGUAGACCUGUCGGAGAUUCUCCCUCAUGUACAUGUCGAGAGAAUAUGAUCGGAGCUCCUCCAAAUUGUCGACCUGAAUGUGUAAGCAACGCGGAGUGUUCUAGCAAUCUUGCAUGUAUCAGACAGAAAUGUCAGGAUCCAUGUACAAAUGCAUGUGGAUCGAAUGCUGAAUGCAGAGUAGUUAGUCAUACACCGAUGUGCAUUUGCGCAGUCGGGUUCACAGGUGAUCCAUUCACUCAGUGUUCCACAAUACAACAAGACGUUCUAAGAGAACCCAUUUCACCAUGUAUUCCAAGUCCUUGUGGAGCAAACGCUUUCUGCAGAGAACAAAAUGGAGCCGGUUCAUGUACAUGUAAUGAAGAUCACUUUGGGAAUCCAUACGAAGGAUGUCGUCCAGAAUGCGUCAUAAACUCCGAUUGUCCUUCGAACAGAGCUUGCGUCAGGAAUAAAUGUCAAGAUCCUUGUCCUGGAACAUGUGGACAAAACGCACAAUGUCAGGUCGUAAACCACUUACCAUCAUGUACUUGCAUCAGUGGAUUUGUAGGAGAUCCGUUCAGAUACUGUAGUGUUCAAAUGGAUGAAAUUGAAAUCUAUGUCAACCCAUGUCAGCCAAGUCCUUGUGGACCAAACAGCCAAUGUAGGGAGGUUGGUGGCCAAGGUGUUUGUUCCUGCUUACCUACAUACAUAGGAACUCCUCCUGGAUGUCGCCCAGAAUGUGUUACGAGCUCUGAAUGUUCUUUGGAUAAAGCUUGUAACAAUCAAAAAUGUGGUGAUCCUUGCCCAGGAACUUGUGGUAUCAACAGCAGGUGUCACGUAAACAAUCAUAGUCCCAUCUGUUCGUGUAAAUCUGGAUACACCGGUGAUCCUUUCACACGCUGUUUCCCUAAUCCGCCACCAUCUACGGACAUAGAAAUACUGAAACCAUCGAAUCCUUGCAUUCCUUCUUCGUGUGGACCAAAUUCUCAGUGCAUGAAUGUCAAUGGAAUUGCAUCAUGCUCAUGUCAGAUAAAUUAUAGCGGUGUACCACCAAAUUGUAGACCGGAAUGUUUAAUCAACUCUGAAUGUCCAAGCAAUCAAGCCUGUAUGAACGAGAAAUGUAGAGACCCUUGUCCUGGUUCAUGCGGAAUCAGAGCUGAAUGCAAUGUUAUUAAUCAUAUACCGAUUUGUACUUGCCAAGAAUCCUACAUUGGAGAUCCAUUCACGAAUUGUUAUCCAGCGCCACCUCCUCCACAGGAUCCUAUUAUAGAAGACCCUUGUAAUCCUUCUCCUUGUGGCGCAAAUACACGGUGUAUAGAUGGUGUUUGUAGUUGUCUACCUGAGUAUCAAGGCGAUCCGUACCGUGGUUGUCGUCCCGAAUGUGUGCUUAACUCCGAAUGCUCUCGUGACAAGGCAUGUAUUCGUAAUAAAUGUGUGGACCCUUGUCCAGGGACCUGUGGUCAACAGGCUGCGUGUGAUGUUAUAAAUCACAUUCCAAUGUGUAGCUGUCCAAAUGGACUCAUAGGGAACGCAUUUUUGCAGUGUGAACCACAAAAUGCUAAAGCUGAAACCAGCCCGUGUAAUCCAACUCCAUGCGGUCCCAAUAGCCAAUGUCGAGCAAUCAACGGACAGGCAGUGUGUUCAUGCGUAUUAGGCUAUAUAGGUAGCCCACCAACUUGCAGACCCGAAUGCUCUGUAAAUUCAGAUUGUCUUCCGAAUAUGGCUUGUGUAAAUUUCAAAUGCAAAGAUCCCUGCCCAGGAACGUGUGGAUUACAAGCAAGGUGCACUGUUGUGAACCAUAACCCAAUUUGCAGUUGCCCCUACAGGAUGACUGGUGAUCCGUUCAUAAGAUGCUAUGCGUAUGUCGAAACCCCAAUAGUCCAAAAUACCCCCCGUGAACCAUGCAUUCCUUCUCCAUGCGGGCAGAACGCCAUAUGUGAAAAUCGCAAUGGAAAUCCCUCUUGCUCAUGUUUAACUGGCAUGAUUGGCGCUCCUCCCACUUGUAGACCGGAAUGUAUAAGCAACAGCGAUUGUUCAAAUGUGUUGGCAUGCAUAAACCAAAAAUGUCAAGACCCUUGUCCGAACUCGUGCGGAUUAAAUGCCGAUUGUCAUGUAUCCCUCCAUAUCGCAAACUGUGUGUGUCCACCGGGUUACACAGGAAAUCCGUUUAUAAACUGCUUCGUUGAAACUACACCACCUUCGCGCGAGCCAGAAUCCAGAGAUCCUUGCUACCCAUCACCUUGCGGAACUAAUGCACGAUGCCGUCCAAUUGAGGGAGGCUCAGUGUGCGAAUGCUUCGAGAAUUAUUUCGGAAACCCUUACAGCGCCUGUCGACCGGAAUGUGUAUCCAAUUCUGAAUGCUCAAGAAACACAGCUUGCAUUCAGAAUCGCUGCAAAGACCCAUGCCCAGGUGUGUGUGGCCAUAACGCAGAGUGCAGCGUUAUCAAUCAUACGCCGACAUGUACGUGUCCCGAUGGAAUGGUUGGAAAUGCAUUCGAACAAUGCUUCCGUGAACCAGUUCCAACACCACCAGCAGAUCCAUGCUAUCCAUCACCAUGUGGUCUUAACACAGUAUGUCGUCCCUCGGGUGAUAAAGCCAUAUGUGAAUGUCUUCCAGAAUUCAAGGGAACACCAUUUGGUAGAGGGUGCCAUCCUGAAUGUACAAUCAACUCGGAUUGUCCGAGAGAUAGAACAUGUGUAAACAAGAAAUGUGUCGAUCCGUGCCCAGGCGUAUGCGGAUAUAGAGCCGUUUGUAAUGCCAUCAACAAUAGCCCCGUAUGUUCCUGUCCAAGCAACAUGAUCGGAGAUCCCUUCGUAGAAUGUAAGGAAGCCCCUCCCAAAGACCCGUGCAAUCCUUCACCUUGUAGAACAAAUGGAAUUUGUCGCGUGGUUGGAGGUAGAGCUGAAUGUCAAUACCCCGAAUGUGUUAUAAAUUCUGAUUGUAGUUGGAAUCGAGCAUGCUUUAGUCAGAAGUGCAGCGAUCCAUGCAUUGGAGCAUGUGGUGUAAACGCCAUUUGUAAUGUAGUUAAUCAUGCCCCAAUAUGUUCCUGUCCGGAACAUCAUGUAGGGUCACCGUUUGUGCAGUGCAAUCGUCAGAUGGAGCCAGUAUCACAGCCAGAAUGUGUUAGUGACGAACAGUGUACGAAUGAUAAGGCCUGUAUCAAUCAGAAAUGCAUCAAUCCAUGUGCAGACAAUAACGGUUUGUGCAAUGUGAACGCUGAGUGUCGUGUACAGUUCCACCGUGCGAUUUGUACAUGCCGCGAAGGGUUCACUGGUAAUGCUCAAAUCGCCUGUUACGAUAUUGGUUGCCGAUCCGAUUCAGACUGCCCCGCUACGGAAGCUUGUGUGAACAGAAAUUGUGCCGAUCCGUGCACAUACACCCAGUGUGGAAGAAACUCUAUUUGCAAAACGGAUUACAGCCACAAUGCCAGAUGUCAUUGCCUCGAAGGGUAUAGAGGUAAUCCGCUGACUGGAUGUACACGUCCAGAAUGCACUCGAGACGACGAAUGUCCUUAUCAUUUGUCUUGUCAAAAUGAGAACUGCGUCGAUCCAUGCAACUGUGCACCAGGCGCGCAGUGUAGAGUUGAUAACCAUCGAGCUUCAUGCAGAUGUCCUCCUGGAUAUUCGGGUGAUGCUAGCUUUGCUUGCGAAAAAGUUCCACAACGAGAUCCUGCUCAGUGUAAGAUAGAUGCAGACUGUUCAAGCAAGAUGGCCUGUUUCAGUGGAAUUUGUAAAAACCCUUGCUAUGAAGCUAAACCAUGUGCUGAGCAUGCAAUUUGCACGGUACAGGAUACAUUACCACUACGAACAAUGUUCUGUGUUUGUGACGAAGGAUACAUAGGUGACGCCGAAAAACGAUGCUCGCCAGUAUCCACCGUCGUACCAGGAUGCAGUUCCGACAUUGAAUGUGCAGCGUCGGAGACCUGUAGGAACCGGGUAUGCACCAAUCCUUGCACCGAGUUCAACCCUUGUGCCCGUACCGCGGAAUGUUUGGCACAGAGCCACAAAGCUAUUUGUUCGUGUCCGGUUGGUAUGAUAGGAGACCCGUUCCACAACUGUUACAGCGAGCAACGGGUGACGGCAGAAUGCUUGGCCGACUCCGAAUGUCCUAGCAAUCGUGCGUGUAUUAACCAAAAUUGUCAGGAUCCUUGCGCUGAGGGCAAUCCGUGCGCCGGCAAUGCCGAGUGUCGAACGCUGAAUCACAGACCACUCUGCACAUGCCCUCAAGGAUGGGGUGGUGAUCCUAAAACUCAGUGUUAUAAACCGGAAUGUCAGCACGACAACGAUUGCCCGUACGACAAGGCAUGUUACAACGAGAAAUGUUUGAAUCCAUGCACUUACGGUGCGGUACAGUGCGGUCGGGGAGCCGAAUGUUCACCACAAGGUCAUCGAGCAAACUGUUUCUGCCCAGCGGGUACCCAAGGAAAUCCAUUCAUUUCCUGUAUUACCGGACUUUGCCAGUACAACGAGGAUUGUGCGGACCACGAAGCCUGCGAUAGAUUGAAUCGAAUUUGUCGCCCUGUUUGUGACGAUCAGUCGUGUGCUGACAAGGCGACUUGCAUGGGCCGGAAUCAUCAGCCGACAUGCGAGUGUUUGCCAGGCACUAAAGGUAAUCCGUACAUAGAAUGUGCUCGUGGAGAACCAGAACCGGCCUGCAGAGUUGAUGGCGAUUGUCCGUCUCAGCAAGCCUGCAUCAACAGCAACUGUGCAAAUCCAUGUACGGCGAUCAGCCCUUGCUCUCGGCAACAAACAUGUACUGUUGUUGAUACUCUGCCGCUACGGACCAUGAUUUGCGCGUGUCCAAGCGAUAUGCUGGUCGACGUGAAUGGACAGUGCAAGCCAAUUAUGACAGACGAAUGCCACGCGAACAACGAUUGUCCCGAUUCGGACAUCUGUAUAAGAGGACGAUGCAUGUUGGCUUGUCGGGCUGAGCCAUGUGGUGUGAACGCGCAGUGUAUGUCCAAACAGCAUCGUGCUCAUUGCUCGUGUGCACCUGAAUAUGUUGGAAAUGCACACAUUGAGUGUGCACCGGAAGGAAGAAUACCCGUUCCGAGGGAAUGCGAUAUCGAUGCUGACUGCCCACUGGACCGAGCAUGCCUGAAUGAUAAAUGCAUCAAUCCCUGCACGCAAGAUGUUUGCGGACGGGGAGCUAUUUGUCACGUACAGCAACAUAACGCGGUAUGUAAGUGUCCGGCUGGACAUACCAUGGAUUCCGGCAGCAACAGUUGUAUACCACCUGCAGCCGAUCUACCAAAGUGCCGUUCGAACUCGGAAUGUACCUCUAGCGAAACAUGUGUCAACGAGAUCUGUGCAAACCCAUGCAACUGUGGUGAGAACGCUAACUGUUACGUGAAAGAUCACUACCCGGUGUGUAGCUGCAAGCCAGGAUAUUCCGGCAAUGCACAGUUCGGCUGCGUCAAACUAGGCUGUCAAUCAAACAGCGAAUGUGCCAACGAUAAGCAAUGUUACAAUGGAGAAUGCUUGAAUCCCUGUGCUUUGGAGAAUCCUUGCGCCUUGAACGCCGAAUGCUACGGUGAUAAACAUCAAGUUGCAUGUCGUUGUCUGCCAGGCUUAGAAGGAAACCCGUUCGUGAAAUGUCGCCGAGUGGAAUGUCAUUUCGAUGGGGAGUGUCCAGAUAACCGUGCUUGCAUCCAGGAACAAUGUGUUGACCCGUGCAACACGGUAGCAAUUUGCGCACAAAAUGCCAUAUGCUUUACGCGUAAUCACGCUGCUCACUGCAAGUGCCCUGAUCAUCUACCCGAUGGUAAUCCAUUCUCAUUCUGCGAGCGUCAUAUCGAAUACGACAAACCAGAGUGCACCGUCGAUUCUGAAUGCCCAAGUCGUCUUGCAUGUAUCAAUAACAAGUGUGUGGAUCCAUGUAGAGAACUUCAACCUUGUGCUAGAUCGGCCACGUGCACAGUGCAGGAUUCGAUCCCAGUAAGAACUAUGGUCUGCGAGUGUCCAGAACUACACGUACCGGAUACGAACGGGGAGUGUAAACGGCUCGUACUUCACACUUCACCAGAAUGUACACGUGACUCGCAGUGUUCAGAGAAAGAAGCUUGUAUCAAUAACCAGUGUAAGAGCCCCUGCAAUUGUGGCGAACAUGCUACUUGUGCGGUGAAAAACCACAGAGGAGUAUGCUCUUGCGAGAAUGGUUUUGAGGGCAAUCCAAAUGUCGCAUGUAGAACGAUUGGUUGUCGGGUGGACUCGGAGUGUGAAUCAGGCAAGGCGUGUGUCAAUGGAAACUGUGUCAAUCCGUGUCUGGACAACGAUCCAUGUGGAAUCAAUGCCGAAUGUCACGCAGUAUCCAAUCGUGCAGAGUGCAGAUGUCUGAGUGGAUAUCGUGGUAAUCCGAUGAUCCAAUGCAUGGCCGUCGAAUGUCGCAGCAACAAUGACUGUCCAAACGAUAAACAGUGCCGAAACUCACAAUGUGUCGAUCCAUGCGUGUAUGACAGUUCUUGUUCACCUAGAGCUGAAUGUAGAGCGCAAAACCAUCUGGCGACCUGCAGAUGUCCACCGGGACUAGCGGGUAAUCCGUACGUCGACUGUCGACCAGAAAUCGUUCCCGAAUGCUUAUACGAUACCGACUGUCCUUCACAUCUUGCCUGUAUUGAGGAUAAGUGCGUUGAACCAUGCAGCGUGUUGGUGCCGUGCAACUUGCCAGCAAAAUGCGAAGCGAUUCCCUCAUCGCCAGUCAGAACCAUGAUUUGUAUAUGUCCCGAUGGGUACGUGAGCAGUGGAAGUGGCACAUGUAAACCUGUGGUGAAAUCCGGAUGUAUUGCCGAUUCGGAUUGCUCGAGCGAUACCGCAUGUAUAAACAGUAUAUGCAGGAACCCAUGUAACUGUGGACCGAAUGCUGAGUGCAGAAUAAAGGAUCACAAACCGGUGUGCUCUUGCAAGCAAGGAUUCGAUGGCAACCCAGAGAUUGAAUGCGUUAAAAUUGAAUGCCGCGUAGACGACGAUUGUUCAGGCCAGCAUUCCUGUAUCAACCGCCAAUGCGUUGCGGUCUGCUCUAUCGAUUCGUGCGGAAAACAGGCCGAAUGUUACGCUCAGAAUCACCGGGCUGUCUGUGAGUGCCUGCCAGGAUAUGAGGGCGACCCGCGGGUAAACUGUAAACUUCUCGGCUGCCAGGCUGACUCCGAUUGUCCGCUGGACAAAGCCUGUAUCAACGGCAAGUGUCGUGACCCCUGCGAUAGUCAAGCCAUUUGCGCACAACAUGAAAUCUGCCAAGUCUAUCAACAUCGUCCAGCGUGUGCCUGCUCGCCACCGUUCGAGUCGGACCCAAUAAGGGGCUGUGUCCUGCAGGAUGAUCGCUGUAGAACCGAUGGAGAGUGUCCGUCACAGCUUGCAUGCAUUCAAAACGAUUGCGUCAACCCUUGCAACGAGACCAAACCUUGCGGCGUGAAUUCGAUGUGCAAGGUACUGGACACGUUGCCGGUUCGCACGAUGAUAUGCGAGUGUUUGCCAGGAUACCAGGGGAAUGCAGCGAUCCAAUGUGAUAAAAUGGCACUCUGUCCGACAGAUCGAGGAUUUGUCCGGAAUGCGAACGGCGAGUGCGUCUGCCCACCCGGAUACGGUCUCACACACUACGAGGAUUGUCAAAUUUGUCGCGUGGAGGACGGAAUGAAGGUAGACGAAACUGGACGGUGCGUGUGUGCGUUGGAGCGGGGAAUGGUAAUCGACGAGCGUGGUCGCUGUAUUUGUCCAGUGGACUACGGCUAUCGCCUAACCGAACGGGGCGAUUGCAUCCGAACUGCCUUACCCGAGUGCACCCACAACGAUGACUGUCCAGAUGGGAAAUAUUGCGAUCAGAUCUGUAAAGAUCCAUGUCAAACGAAGAUUUGCGGAAAGAACGCCCUCUGUAAUGCAACCAAUCAUCAAGCCGUUUGCCAGUGUAUCGCAGGAUACACGGGCGAUCCGGAGGAUCAUUGCAACGGCUUCAGAACUGACUUCCCACAACCGGAGAUGCAGGUAACCUGUCAAGCCGAUGGCGUACAAGUAGUGAUCGAUCUGAUGGAAUCCAACUUCAACGGUGUACUCUACGUGAAAGGCCACAGCAAGGAUGAAGGGUGUCGACGCGUUGUGAGUCUCGGGGGAGAUGCAUCCCAGCGUACACAGAUUUUCAAGGUUCACUUUGGUAGUUGCGGCUUGAUUCACGUCAACGGUAUUGCCAGUUUCGUUCUGGUAAUACAAAAACAUCCGAAAUUAGUUACUUACAAAGCACAGGCCUAUCACAUCAAAUGCGUCUAUCAAACGGGCGAACAAAAUGUGACACUAGGAUUCAACGUUCAAAUGCUGACAACGGCUGGUACAAUCGCCAAUACAGGUCCACCGCCAACGUGUGCCAUGCGUAUUGUUGCCUACAACGGAGAAGAAAUAAAUUCAGCCGAAAUUGGAGAUAAUUUACGGCUGCAAGUUGAAGUACAGCCAGCAACUAUCUACGGUGGAUUCGCUCGUAGCUGUGUCGCUAAAACAAUGGAAGAUAGUGUUGAAAAUGAAUACAUUGUGACGGAUGAAAAUGGUUGCGCGACCGAGCCGAGCAUUUUCGGUGACUGGGAAUACAAUCCCGAAAGCAAUAGUCUCCUUGCGAGCUUCAAUGCCUUCAAGUUCCCUUCGAGUGACAACAUACGAUUCCAGUGCAACAUCCGAGUAUGCUUCGGCCGCUGUCAACCGGUGAACUGCCAUGGUGCAAAUGCGUUCGGAAAGCGCAGAAGACGAGCGAUUACCGAUAUGAACGAAAUAGAACUUAUGCUCAACAGAACACGGCGUGCCACCAGCACGGCGCUUGCGUCCGACGAUCUGCUAGGUAUCGAGGGAACACUGCGGGAAGAAAUAACAAUCCAAUCGAAUGCAAUUUUGACAUUGGAGAGAAGGGAGGAAAGAUCUUACGAUUCAGAUAACAUAACUCCCGCCGCUCAACGUGUUGAAGAUAUCUGUGUAUCGAUGAUCGGACUGAUUAUAGCAUUGGUGAUAACAGCGUUACUGGCACUGGUAGCUGUGGCUGUGGCAGUCUCCUGUUGGCUAAUGGCCUACAGAAGGCGUCCAACCAUAACUGGCCCGUUGCCACAUCCGCCAGAGUUCCCGAACCCACUGUUCGCACACCACGAACCGUCUGAACCUUCGCAUAACUACAUGACAUAAAAGUUACGGUUCCGUCGAUGAACCUUCUUUUGUAAAUGUUGAAUAUACUAAAAUUGUAUAAUGUUUUUAAAAGUGAAACCCUACAACUGACCAAGGAAUCAACGAAUGUGUACGAAAAUCACGAAUCAUGAUCGAGAUAUUGUAAAUAUAUACUCUUAAUGUUAGUUACGUUCAAGGCAAAAAGUGACACCAAGUAGGAUAGAAUGGUGCUCUAACCUCAAAGCGAAGAAAAUCGAGAAAUGAUUAGUUAUUUGCAUGCACCCAAAACGCGAAUGUACACUACGUUAGAUUGUUUCAAUAAUUAAUUGGAAUACUGCCGGCCCACCGAUAGACCAAUCUUAGCAUGAGCCGUCAACCUAUUCACCUCAUGUAAAAAGCAAUCUUGUGUCGAGAGACUUGACGAACUUAGCAUAACCUCAACCUCGUUAGCAAAUAGAAUACACACACUGAACGUGAUUUGUCUCGUUUCUCGACAAUUCAAUUCUGAUGGAUACUGCUGAGAUACAUAUAGGGCCACAACUGCCAAAGCACCAAUCCACUGCAUGGGAAGGUCGGUAGUAUUCCCUACGCAGAUACGAACAUCUCCUCCGCGGGUCGUUGCUAGUCUUUUAUUUAUUAAUGUUAUUAUUGUACUUAGUUAAACGUAAACUGACACGUCCCGCAGUACAUACUUCUCCAAAAAUUGCUAUCCUUAGGUGAAGGGACCGGUCCUACUCUCGUACUGCUUCUAUCUCCACAACGAAACGGAAAACACGUCACCGUAAUCCUUGCUUUGGAAACCUCAACCUUUCAGUGAAACUAAUUUCAGUGGCCUAAAAAUUUAAUCUAUGAAUGAACCCUGUUAUCGGAGUUACGCUUCUUAUAUUAUUGUUGUAAUUUAUUAAAAGAUUAUGAAUAUACACAGAGAGAGAAGAAAAAUAACACAUAAACUCGACCCCCGGAGGAUAUGAUUAAUCUAGGCUAGGAAAAAAAAAGAAAUCAAACUUAAGCCUCAAUUUACAAGCUACAGCGAAAAUGUGAGGGAAACAGCAAUGAAUGAUACGCAAAGCAUAGUCAUUGUAUAGGUAAUAUAUCGCAUAUAAUCGUAACUACGCGAUAUUCGCAUUCCACUAAACUGUACUAUAGAAACUGCCACUGAGGAUGCGAAAAAUGCAGCGAAAUCGUUAUACUAAUUCCACCAAUGAGCAUAUGAAUGAAGCAGCGAGCAUUCGUAUUCUCAUUGCAGGAUUUACUAUAGCGGAAGUGAUAUUUUUGAACGAAUGAAGAAAAAAAAACACAACGAUUAAAGUAAUUCUAAAGUGCUGCUAUCGAGAAAAAAAAACUAUACUGCCUUUCCAAAAUACUGCGCCCAGUAAAAUUAUUUACCGUUUUUGGGUUGUUUAGAUUUUAAAUUAUAUUUUAACUGUUAACUGGCAAGUCUCCAAGAGGCAGAAAAAUGUUCGGAAAUCUUUUCUAUGUUCGGUUUGAUUCCUUUAAUGGCUUCCAAUGCCAAAAUAUUUAUAAUUACUGUAAAUUGAUUAUAUCGUCAACCAUAAAGACUGGAUUAACAUUAAUUGAGGUGAAAAAAAACGCGUUAGAAAAGAUCUAGUGUUCUUCCGAAAACAAUGAUCUAUGUUUCAACUGUUCCAAAAUGAUAGUCGUUGCUAUUUUCCCAGUGUAAUAUUGUUUUCCUUUUUUAAAACGUAAAACAGUGAAACGCCACCUCAAAGAAAGCGAUAAUAAAAUAAAACGUACUAAUAAACA